UUCAGGUUUUCAGGGGUGGUUUAUUAUUAUUAUUAUUAUUUAUUGGACUUACUAGUCAUGAGGUUUUCAAAAGCUGAACAAACAGAGGAGGUGCAAAGGUUCUCAUGACUUGGGCAGAUGGGUUGCUGUAGAAAGUUGCUGUGGAAAGUGUUCCCUGAAGGUAGAGAGUGGUUUGGGGGGUGGGGGGCUACAAUAAAUCAUAGGGGCAAUAUUUGAGAUACUCAGCAGAUUUGCAAGCUUUGCAGUUCAGUCACUAGAUGGGGCCAGAGCGCCACUGUCCUCACUUAUCAAAACAGCUUGACAUUUGCAGCCUUGCUGAUUACUGGCCAGCUAUACUGCAUGGCCUGUUGUUUUUGUCCAUGGCGUUUUCUUGGCAGGGAUACUGGAGUGGCUUGCCGGUUCCCUGAUGUUGGGAAAGAUGGAGGGCACAAGGAGAAGGGGACGACAGAGGACGAGUUGGUUGGACAGUGUUCUCGAAGCUACCAGCAUGAGUUUGACCAAACUGCGGGAGGCAGUGGAAGACAGGAGGGCCUGGCAUGCUCUGGUCCAUAGGUCACGAAGAGUCGGACACGACUAAACAUCUAAACAACAACAAUAAUACUGAAUGGCAGGUUACUAGGGUGGACAGAUGAAGAGGACCAGGUUCCUGUACCUAUAGCAGAUGGAGAGAAGAGGGAAUCAGACCUCUAAGAAAAUUCUCUUUUGCAUCAUCGAAAGUUCACUAACUGUCUUAAUCCUGCUGCUUGGUCAUCAUUUAGGAUUGGAUUGUAAAAGCACACACUCUUAUUUGGAAGUAUGCGCAAUUGAAUUACGUAAGUGGGACUUUCUUCUGGGUACACAUACAUAGAACAUUAAUGCUGCUGCAACCCCCCCCCCCCCCCCGAGGAUAUGUUGGCAACUAAGGGUGUCUUCACAUUAUCUUGAUAAUAUCACAUUAUCAUGGUAUUAUAAUUGUUAUUAAUUAAAUGUAUGUACCGCCAUAUACCCAUAGAUCUCAGGGCCAUAGGAGCCGACUGCUAGGAGUGGAGGGGUCUUCGGCUUCCCCCAAUAAAAUAUCUGAGGGGGACCAAGCUCCCUCAAAGCUGAUGGGCAUUGCCAUUCAAAUGGUGUGCCUGCACCAUGUCAUGUGAUCAAUGAUGUGAAGAGGAGCUUACUUGCCCCCCCCUGCAUAUUUUGUUCAAGUUGGCACCCCUGCUCACUGUGGUUCACAACUUAAAAUGGCUAGUAAAGGUAAAAGGUAAAGGACCCCUGAACAGUUAAGUCCAGUCAAAGUCAACUACGGGGUUGCGGCGCUCAUCUCGCUGUUAAGGCUGAACAGCCAACCUUCUGAUUCUAAACCACUGAGCCUCUUGGGCAUGCCAAUCGGAAGGUCGGCACGUUGAAUCCACGCAACAGAGUGAACUCCUGUUGCUCUGUCCCAGUUCCUGCCAACCUAGCAAUUUGAAAGCACACCAGUGUAAGUAGAUAAAUAGGUACCAUUGUGGCAGGAAGGUAAAUGGUGUUUCCAUGAGUUCUGGCUUCCGUCACGGUGUUCCAUUGCACCAGAAGCGGUUUAGUCAUGCUGGGCACAUGACCUGGAAAGCUGUCUGUGGACAAACACCGGCUCCCUCAGCCUGAAGCAAGAUGAGCACCACAACCCCAUAGUCGCCUUUGACUGGACUUAACCAUCCUGGGAUCCUUUAGUAAGGUAAGCCUAAAAUGGCUUGAAUUCACACUUUAGCUAGAGACAAAUGUGGAAUAGUUUAAGGACUCCAAUCUACAUGUUGCAUGUCCAGUUUUUAAAUCCAUGUUCACUCAUUAUAAAAAAUGCACAUGGAUGCUGUUCUCUGUUACAAAAUAUUACUGUUUGACUUGUUGUCUCUCAAACCACCUUCACAAUGAUUGGAGCCUUAAGCCAUUCCUACCUUGUCUGUGACCAAGGUGUGAACACAUUUGCAAAGGGGAAAAGGCAUCCUCGCCCUGUCAACACCAUCUGGUGUGAACAGGAACACAAAUGAACGAAGUCCUGCUGAUGUAAAAAGGGGGAGGGGGCUGGGAAGGCGAACAUACCCUUACAAUAAAGGACUGUAUACAUACACAUUGUCAUGUGAACAUGGAUUAAAAACCCACCACUGGAAACGCAGUGAGUGUACAGGAGUGUGACUGCAGUUUGCAUUAACACUAUCUGUUGUUGUUGUUGUUUAGUCGUUUCUGACUCUUUGUGACCCCAUGGACCAGAGCAUGCCAGGCACUCCUAUCUUCCACUGCCUCCCGCAGUUUGGUCAAACUCAUGCUGGUAGCUUCGAAAACACUGUCCAACCAUCUCGUCCUCUGCCGUCCCCUUCUUCUUGUGCCCUCCAUCUUUCCCAACAUCAGGGUAUUUUCCAGGGAGUCUUCUCUUCUCAUGAGGUGGCCAGAGUAUUGGAGCCUCAGCUUCAGGAUCUGUCCUUCCAGUGAGCACUCAGGGCUGAUUUCCUUCAGAAUGGAGAGGUUUGAUCUUCUUGCAGUCCAUGGGACUCUCAAGAGUCUCCUCCAGCACUAUAUGCCAACACUAUACACCAGAUAUUAUAUAAUUUCUUACAUAUCAUAAUUGAUUUCCAUUGCUUCUCAUUUUGUCCCUAUUUUUUGUUGCUCAUGGCUUUUCUUGUGUCACAGUCUCUUAAUAUUGCCAUGCGCUUUUUAAAAAUACAUAUAUGAGCUGCUUUAGACCAUGAAUUAGAACGGUGAGAUAGAAAUCCAUUAGCAAAACUAAGUAAGCGAAGUGAGUAACUACACGGAACCACCCACGGCCGCACCCGGCAGAAGGUCACAUGUGGUCUUUGCAGGAUAAUGGCCACAGUUAAGCGGGUGCAGAAGCCCAGUUCUUGCACCGCCCUGGAUACGCGAUAAACAGCAGGUGAGAAACCCUCGCACCGCCCUAGUGCCGUCUCCAAACAGGCAGCAGCAGCUGCUGGGAACACGUGGCAGCAAACCCGGGCUUGCUGCUGCGUUACGUGUGAAACCGCCCUGAGCUUACUUUGCAGUUGCUGCUGAUUUGCAAAUUUUAGAAAUACAGUAAAAAUAAAAAUCCAGCUGCCUCCUUGACCUCGAAUAGCCUUCUAUCUUAAGCCCCUAGAAAGCAUCGGGAGGCCCCCUCCGCCGCCCGAGCAGCAAAGGCGCCCUCCGCCUCGCCUUCCUCGCUCGGCCCUCUCGCGCACCCGCGUCUCUCGCUUCCGACGUGGCGCCUCCCGCACGCGGAGCUCCAUCUUCCCUCGCCGUCUCUAAGCGAUAACGGAGCGUGGGCGUCCCCGCCAAGUUCUCUCGGGUUUUUUUGCUUAGGUUCCAGAGAACCGACCAAUAGCCGGGCGAGCUGCCUUCCGUCUCAUUUGCAUAGUCGCCGCUGCUGGCCAAUGGGCGGGCGUGCAGUGUGUUUGGAAUGCUCUGGUCCUCCCCUGCGCGCUCUCCCGGGUGGCGACGGAGCGGGCGGCUGCCUUGGCAGAGCAGCCCGAGGAGGGAAGCUCUUGCCAGCUGCUCGGCCGGGGCAUCGGCCCUGGAAACGCCUCUGCUUUCCCUUGGCUGGAGACUCCUCCGCGUGCAGCUCUUGCUGCGCCCGGAGCGGAGGGAUCAUGUCGGUGGCGGGCCUGAAGAAGCAGUUCCACAAAGCCAGCCAGGUAAGAGAAGCUUUAGGCGCUAAGGAAGAUGGUUUGUUUUGUGGAAACCUUGCAACCCCCGUGCCAAGGUGGGAGGAAUUGCAUAGUACUUUUUAUCACCUGCUCUUUUAUGUCCGGUCUUAUCUAUAGCUCCGUAUUGCCUACACGGACUGGCAGCAGCCAAUCCGACCUAGAGAUGCUGGGUGUUGUUGAACCCGGGACCUUUGAUAUGCAGAGUAGAUGUUCUGCGUAUCCCCAGUGAAUUGCUCCAUCUGAGGAUCUCGGGGGAUGUGCUGCCCGUUGGAUUUCCCCAUCAGAUUUUCUUGGGUGCAUUAGACCUGGACUCUUUUCCUGGGCCGUUUUGCACGUUAUGUGGGAGAGAAUUUGUGUUUGCUCAGAAAAGAGUUGUAGCCAGUCACCGGUCCCCCAUGGACCCCUGUAGCCAGAUGCCUAUUUUGCAAAUGCCAAGCUUGUGAUGUUUGUACGCAUUUAGGGCACACAUUGUUGUAUGCAGAGAGCGAGAGAGAGAGAAAAUGUGGGGAGAGGUGAGGAAAGGAAGUCCAGAUAUCACUUUGGGCAAUCCUUUUCCUGCUCUCCCAGACGUAGCAACUCCUUUGCCAUAUCCAGUUUAGCUCUUGGGUAACCCAUCUCAGGGAAUUCAACUUUCCCCCUCCUCUGGAGGUGAUCAUGCUUACUCUGGAUUAAGCUCUGUUAUUGUAUGAUGGAACUUGCUCUUGAGUAAGCAACCUAUAUCUGUUUAAUUCUUCCCUUCCAUCUUCCGUGCCAUAAUAGCAUUGGAGGGGUGGUUAUUAUUUCUGAUUCUGUAUUUCCAGGCCUCACUUGCUCUUGUGCUAGGUCCUAUAUUUGUAUGCCAUUAAGCCCAUGUUUCUGUGUUGUCCACCCCUCGCUCCAUAGUCCUGCUUAGUCUAACGCAUGGGAAUUAAACAGACCAUCUUGGCUGAUUGGGCUCGGUGCCCAUUAUAUGCUAAUGAUGUUGGUUGGUAGAUCUCCAGAUCAACAUGCUGGUUGGUUUCUACGAGGUUCUGUGGUGUGUGUUUUCCAGUGCUUCGUGCUUUGGAGGGGAUAUUGUGUUUUUGGUUUAGAUUUGCUGUGGAUUUGUAUUUUUCUGAAAGAGAAGUCUUGUUUGCCUCUCUCAGCCUCCCUCAAUCCUGGACGUCAGAGAUGGGCAGCCUUGAGCUGUCCUGGCCUCUCUAUGUGGCCCUCAGAACCCUCACUUGACUCACCAGCCCUGCCUCACAUCCUCCUCGAACAUUUAUGGAUGACUGGAACAAAUGUGGGCUUUCAACCCUGGUAUCUUUGGCUUGCUUAAGGGUGCAAGAGGUGGACUAAAAAAGGCUCCCUGCCGUAUACCGUAUUUUUUGCACCAUAACACUCACUUUUUUCCUCCUAAAAUAAUAAUAAUUAAUAAUAAUAAUAAUAAUAAUAAUAAUAAUAAUAAUAAUUUAUUUGUACCCCGCCCAUCUGGCUGGGUUUCCCCAGCCACUCUGGCCGGCUUCCAUAGAAACCAAAAAUACACUAAAAUAUCACAGAUUAAGGGGAAAUGUCUGUGCGUGUUAUGGAGGGAAUGCCUACGGGUGGCAUGCCUACGGAUUUUCGUCCUCUAAAAACUAUGUGCGUGUAAUGGUCAGGUGCGUGUUAUAGAGCGAAAAAUACGUUAAAGCCAUGGUUUUCCCAGUAGUGAUGUAUGGAAGUGAGAGCUGGACCAUCAAGAAGGCUGAUCGCCGAAGAAUUGAUGCUUUUGAAUUAUGGUGCUGGAGGAGACUCUUGAGAGUCCCAUGGACUGCAAGAAGAUCAAACCUCUCCAUUUUGAAGGAAAUCAGCCCUGAGUGCUCACUGGGAGGACAGAUCCUGAAGCUGCCGCCAAUACUCUGGCCACCUCAUUAGAAGAGAAGACUCCCUGGAAAAGACCCUGAUGUUGGGAAAGAUGGAGGGCACAAGGAGAAGGGGACGACAGAGGACGAGAUGAUUGAACAGUGUUCUUGAAGCUGCCAGCAUGAGUUUGACCAAACUGUGGGAGGCAGUGGAAGACAGGAGUGCCUGGCGUGCUCUGGUCCAUGGGGUCACGAAGAGUCGGACACGACUAAACAACUAAACAACAACCACCCUUGUUGUACGUUAGUGAAUGGACUUCAUAAUCCUCUACAGACUUUUAACUGCCCCUUACCUUUUUUCCAUCUGCUAGGAUGCUAUUAUCUUCUUCUUUACUGAUGUUUGCUUGUAUCUCUUCCUCUCUUCUAUUUUCCCACUAACCCUUCACGAAUAAGUUGCCCCUUCUUUCCUCAAAGGCUGGUUUCCUUUUCUUCCAUUGCCAAAGAGAAAGGUAUCUUCGUAUUAAUUCUUUGCAGCAUGCUUAGCUGGUGGUUUGUUGUGCUGCGAAGCUUUAAAGUGAUUUGAAAUGACCCAGUCCAUCUUGGUGUUGGAAACUGCCUCUAUUCAGCUCAGUGAUGUCUGCACAGACUGGCAGGAGCUCUUCAGGGUCUCAUGCAGGUACUCUUUCCUAGUCCUACCUGGAGAUGCCAGAAAUUGAACCUUCUGUGUGUCAAUGUGACCAUUUGGCCACAAAUGCUCAAAGUGUGAGAGUGCCUUUCAAACUUGGGCUUCUAAAACAGACCUCUAACUUGCCAACAGUUUGUUAAUUAGAUAUAUAUUCCACCUUUCUUCCAAGGAUCUCAAGGGCACAUACCUGAUUCUUCUCCCCCACCCCACGCCAGUUUUUCCCAGUUCUGUGAUAGUUUAGGCCAAGAAAUAGUUGACUGGCCCAAAGUCAACGAUUUCCAAUCCAAUCAUUUAUUGUGUUUGACUAAAAGCCAUUACAAAUUCGAUUACAUAUCCAACAAGUCAAUUAAAGCCUGUUAAAAGAAAUUCAGAGAUAUACAUCCACUUACAAUAAGUCAAAUUAAUGAAUUGCCUGCACAGUCGAUGGCAUUGUCUUUUAUAUAGCUAGCAUGAAUACUUUUAGCGGCUUUAGCAAAUAGGGCUGUUUUGUUUGUGACAAGGGGAUCGCAAUCAGAUAAUAUAUUUUCACGUCAGAGUUCUGUCCCUGUAGCGGUGCCAACAUCUGUUCCAAAAAUCUCUUUCUGGGGUUUUGACAAUGGAGUAUAUAAUGGGGGAUUUCUUCCACCUCACCUACCCCACAAAUACAAAGUCUUAAAUGUCUUGGAACUUUUCCGUACCUUCCACUCAAGACUGAUGUAGGCAUUGUUUCAAAACGGGGAGCUGUAAAUGCAGUUCUCAGGGAGGCAAAGGUAAGUGACUGCAAGAAUUGAGCUUUGGUGUAGUUAGAUUUCAGCAAAUAGUACCAACGGGAGAAUUUUGAGAUAUGGAUUAGAGAUAAAUAUUGCUCGUUAUCCCGUUUAUAUAUCCAAAUCCAAUCCCGAGGAGGCUUUUAACUAAAGUCAACUAGUUUCAUGGCUGAGUGGCAACUUGAACCUUAGCCUUCCCCAUCUUGGUCCACCAUUCUGGACUAUAGUGUGUGAAAACAAGAUGAACUGGCUUGCAACUCUUUGCAUGUUGGUAUAGUGGCAUUCCUUCCCCUUCUGGUUGAGAAUGUACUGCAAAUAAAUGACUAACAUAGGCAUGUGUGGGCAGAGAUGCCUGUAAAAUGGUUUCAAAUGACUUUGGUGAUAAGUUUUUUUUCUGGGCUCAAUUAGCAGGCUGCUCAGACUUGUCUGAGCUCCCUUUGUUCUCUUAAACCUUUGUGUUGCACUGUUUUCUGGUGGGAUUCGAUCACAUAUAAUUGAGGGGAAGGCAUCCGUCCACUUGUGGCAAUGCAAGCGUCCCAUGGCAUUUCUUCUUUCUCCCAGUGGUCAUCCCUCCUUUGGUCACUGCUGUGGACACACAACCUGACUGAUCCAGGCGCGGCGGCCAUCUGCAAGGGAUUUCCACAUGGGGAGGGGCGGGGCGGGAUUGAUGUUUCCAGCCUUCGUGUCAUGUUUGCAGACAUCUUCGUACAGUGGUACCUCAGGUAAAGUACUUAAUUCGUUCUGGAGGUCCGUUCUUAACCUGAAACUGUUCUUAACCUGAAGCACCACUUUAGCUAAUGGGGCCUCCUGCUGCUGCCACUGCGUGAUUUCUGUUCUCAUCCUGAAGCAAAGUUCUUAACCCGAGGUACUAUUUCUGGGUUAGCGGAGUGUGUAACCUGAAGCAAAUGUAACCUGAAGCAUAUGUAACCCGACGUACCAUUGUAAUGAUGAGUUGGUCUGCCAAUGGACCUGGUGUCGGAAACCUGAUCCCCAUACAGCAUUCCCCUGGAGAUCCUGUCAUCUUCCAAGCCAUGAAACUUAGAAACGCUGGCAUGAUCAAGCCAGCGUAGACGUUGUUGAGGCAGAAGUGUGAAUAUUCUGGGAAUGUGGUCUUGGGAGAGCACAUAUUGGUUUGAGACUCUGUCUUGCCAAUUGAUGCCCAAAAUCUUCCUGAUGCAGUACAUAUGGAAGGUGUUGAAGUCUAACUCCUGGCUGGUACAAGUUGCCCACAACUCACUUCCAUAAACCAGCAUGCUCAACACUCAAGCCUGGUAGAUCUUCAUCUUGGUAUUCAAUGUUAUUUUCCCAUAGCCUUCUGGAGGAGCAAGCCAUUGCUGUAGCUUUCCAAUAUGCUUGACCAGCUCAGCUUUGAUUGAGCUGGUCAUGGUGGAGCCCAGGUCAACAGAAUCGUCUACCAUCUCAAGCGUGUGGUCACCAGUGCUGAUGCGUGGAGACUGGGAUAGAGGACUCAGCUACACUGAGUCAAUUACAGACGUACCUUGGAAGUUGAACAUUCGACUUCCAAAACAUUUGGGAACCAAGGCAUGGCUUCUCAUUGGCUGCGGGAACUUCCUGCAGCCAAUCGGAAGCUGUGGAAGUCAUGUCAGACGUUCGGGUUGCAAAGAGCAUUUGAAAACUGGAACACUCACUUCUGGUUUUCUGGUUUUUGAUCGUUCGGGAGCCACUAGAGAGAGGUCUGCUUGAAUUGUUUGCUGCAGCACUUUUUAUUACAUGGCAACCAAGUGUUUUGCUUAUGUGAAGGAUACCUUUGUCCACUUACUCCCCACUCAGAAACUUAAAACUAAUGAGGAGCCACUUUUUUGGGUGCUGGGCUGGGGGGAAUUUGACAUUGAAUUUAAUUACAAUCAGGGCUUGUCCACACUUCUGCUUGUCUUGCACCUAGAAAGCGCGGGUCCAAGAAGUUAUCUCAUGCUUUCUAGUAGACAGGUCUGAGAGGUUUUUCAUUUGUCCUACCACUUUCCCAGGGCAAAACUGAUUGAUGAUUGUUUCCAUUCAGCAGUAAACAGCAGGUUUUCCCAGGAGAAAGGUAGCAGGACAAGCCCUAAGGAAUUGUGAUUGUGAUUGAGCCCUAAGGAAAGUUUUAAGCUUGAUGGUUACUCAUGGAAGCCACAAUACUUAGUUUCAGGCAAGUGCUCCUAACAGAAAACUUUAAAACCUCAGCACUCUUACUAAAACCUAGACUUGGGAAGUGAGAACUGGACCAUAAAGAAGGCUGAUCGCCGAAGAAUUGAUGCUUUUGAAUUAUGGUGCUGGAGGAGACUCUUGAGAGUCCCAUGGACUGCAAGAAGAUCAAACCUAUCCAUUCUGAAGGAAAUCAGCCCUGAGUGCUCACUGGAAGGACAGAUCGUGAAGCUGAGGCUCCAAUACUUUGGCCACCUCAUGAGAAGAGAAGACUCCCUGGAAAAGACCCUGAUGUUGGGAAAGAUGGAGGGCACAAGGAGAAGGGGAUGACAGAGGACGGGAUGGUUGGACACUGUUCUUGAAGCUACCAACAUGAGUUUGCCCAAACUGCGGGAGGCAGUGGAAGACAGGAGUGCCUGGCGUGCUCUGGUCCAUGGGGUCACGAAGAGUCGGACACGACUAAACAACAACAACAGACUUGGGAUAGAUGCUCCCUACCUAGAAUGGCUAUUACUGUUACUAUACCAGCAACACUUCUCCAGCCUCUUCUAGGAUUUUUAUUUUCCCCUCAGGAAAUCAAACCAGGAUGCCGUCCCUAGCUAACCCCUAUAAUCCCUAUCAGCACAGAUCUCUUUCUCCCCCGGUCCCUAUCUGACUGGCUGACAAUCCCCAUCUAACAGUGGGGCUACCUUUGAAGGUGACUCAGAAACUGCAAUUCAUCCAGAAUGCGGCAGCUAGAUUGGUGGCUGGGAGUGGCCACCGAGACCAUAUAACACCGGUCCUCAGAGACCUGCAUUGGCUUCCAGUAAGUUUCCAAUUCAAAGUGUUGGUGCUGACCUUUAAAGCCCUGAACGACCUUGGCCCAGUAUACCUGAAAGAGCAUCUCCACCCUCAUCGUUCAGCCCGGACACUGAGGUCCAGUGCCGUUGUUAAUUUCUACUCUGCCCUUCGAUUAUUCAGGGUGUAUUAAGAUGGCUCCUUAGAAUCUUGGGCUGCAGUGUUUAUUAUUGCUAUUAUUAUUUUUAGCUGUUUAGCCUAGUCUGACACCACACCAAUGACUGUGGUUAAGAAAUGUUUGCUUGAGUUCAAAUCAUGCUACCACAGCAAAAAAAUACGGUAAAUCUCACACUGUGUCAUCAUAAGAUAUUCUGAUGCAAUGGGUAAGGAUACAUUUUGUCCCUUGAGGUCAAAGUAGGGGCCCCCCAAUCAUUCUUUCAUUCAAUCAUCUAAUUUAAUUCAUGUCCUGCCCUUUAUCCGCAAGAAGUGAGGUUACAGGGAACCAGGCAGAGGGCCUUCUCGGUAGUGGCGCCCGCCCUGUGGAAUGCCCUCGCAUCAGAUGUCAAGGAAAUAAACAACUAUCUGACUUUUAGAAGACAUCUGAAGGCAGCCUUGUUUAGGGGAGUUUUUAAUGUUUGAUCUUUUAUCGUGUUUUGAAUGUUCUGUUGGAAGCCGCCCAGCGUGGCUGGGGAAACCCAGACAGAUGGGUGGGGUAUAAAUAAAAUAAAUUAUUAUUAUUAUUUCAGGGCAGUUCACAAGAUAAAAACGCAACAUACUUUUAGAAUGCUACAUGAAGUUUCCCUUUUGAUCAAUCUUGCAUCGUUAUAACACCCUUAACACUGCAGGGUAUUACUUGUUUCCUAUCAAAGGCUGGCUUUCAGUUUUUGUUUGUUUGUUAAGGCUUUCGUAAUAGAAAAAAACAAAACAUUUCAGAGGUAAGAUCAGGUCCUUCCUGAUCAACUGCGAGUUCUGUUUGUUUAAAGCAGCCUUUCCCAAUCUGGUGCUCUCUGGAUGUUGUUAGAUUCCAACUCACAAGGGGCAUUGCUGAUUCCCUCCUCUAUCCACCUAUUCUGCAACUCAGUGUCCCUACAGCCUCCAUAAACUGGCUUGUCUUGGAAAGGAGGAUGCAGAAAGUCUAAUGCAGCUGCAGAAACUUCUCUGCAGUUCUCUGGGCCCCUGGAGAAUGCCUGGCGGGCUGGGGUUGGGGCUUUGCAAAGCGAUCUGGGUGAGACAGGUACAGGAGCCCUGAGAGAACAAAGCGUUGGCAACGCAAGUACAGUGGUACCUCAGGUUAAGUACUUAAUUCGUUCCAGAGGUCCGUUCUUAAUCUGAAACUGUUCUUAACCUGAAGCACCACUUUAGCUAAUGGGGCCUCCUGCUGCCGCCGCGCCGCCAGAGCACGAUUUCUGUUCUCGUCCUGAAGCAAAGUUCUUUACCUGAGGUACUAUUUCUGGGUUAGCAAAGUCUGUAACUUGAAGCGUAUGUAACCUGAAGCAUAUGUAACCCGAGGUACCACUGUAGACAGAAGGGAGUCAACCCGUAUUCAACUUCGCAAUAUCCAGUUGGCCCUGCCUACCCCAACUUCCCCUGAACCUUCUACUGGGGUUUCUUCCUUCUUCCACCCUCCUCCCACUAGUAACUGCCUCUUUCCCCUCAGCCACCAUGUGCGUUUGUGACAUCACAGGAAGUUUGUAGCCAGCGGCAACUGCUAGGGAUGCAUCUGCAUAGCCUCCCAUCCCAGUACUGGAAAGCGGAAUGUCAUGAACGUUACUUAGAUGUAUUUAGAAAUUCAUUGAUUAGAAGUAGACUUGGAAGUAGCUUAGGAUCUGUUGUCGCCUUCAUUGCUUUCAUGGGUGCUUUUGAGGAAAGCCUCAUCAACUUCUGACAUCCAUGAAAGGCAAACACAGAUACGGUGAAGGGAAGGGCCCUCAUUCAACAGUAUCAUCCAGGCAUCUCCACUGACCAGCCUGCCAACUUCCACCCAUGAAUAUCCAGUGGUUCAUUCACUCAGAGGGCAGCCAACACUACGCUCUGAACACGUAAUUCUCAGGAAUGCUGUGACCUGUGUCUACACUCCAUUCAAACUUACCCCAGCAUCAAUCCACAAAUAUCCACACAGCUUUUGUCAACAGCCUUCUGAAGGUGAAUUUCAAACAGCUUACAUGCACAAACUUCAGCCAUGCAACAUCCUGGGCUUCCACAUGCUAAUCAUAUCAGCUUCCUUUUUUUCCAUUUUUUCCCCAUUUCAUAACACAAAUAAAGAACACAAACAAAACAACAAACAAUACAAACAAAUUCUUGUCAUAUCCUUAUUUUUCUAAACAUUGUUAAGUGGGCUUCCCCAAGUCCCACCUAUCUGAUUUUCAUUUUACGUCAUCUUUAGUAGUUUUCAUAUAUCAUAAUUUCUAACCAUCUUCUUUUUUUUAAUCACACUUAAAAUAACUUCACAUUUUAUCACUUACAAAUAAUACUAUUUUAAAAUACAGUAUCUUCUACUUCUAACCCUACAGCCUAUAUCCACUUCCCAAGCUAUUCAAAGAUUUAAAUAUAAAUCACAUCAGCUUCCGUCCAGCAACAACUGCCAGCAGCGGCUGAGCGUAUGCCCGUGCUGCCCAGGGCGGGCGCUCUCUCGAGGGGGGUGUGGCGCAGAGAGUGCCCUCCCGGGAUAGCCACUAGGGUGCACGCCCUGCAGCCAGGGGCGGAGCGAGCCACUCAUGGGGGCGGAGCGUGCCAUCCAUGGUGGACAUUUGGUGCACCGUCAGCCCACAACUCCCAAGCUAUCAAAAUGAAGAGGGAAGGGGGAAUUCCACAGCUCAUGGUAGGCUUGGGAGUCGCGGGUGGGCGGCACGCCGAAUGUCACCCCCCUCAGUGAGGGAACCCAGGGCGGACUGUCCCUACACCCCUGACUGCCAGCUUCUGCCAGGUCCAUCGCCAGCUCCCAGCCAUGGAUAUCAGCCGCUUUCACGCCGCAAUCCUGCCCAGCAGGUCCACUUGCCUUCUCGUUGCUUCACAGCAUCCCAUUGAUGGAUGAUUACCUCCUUCCAUCUGCCGCUUCGCCUCCCUGUGGAAGGAGGCACCAAGUGUUGAAUAACACAGCUGUUGUCCACUGUGUCCUCCUCAAGCUUUUGCCUUGGCAUUCCUCUUGGGCUGCUUUUGUAUAUCCACUGAGCUGCCAUGUGCUUCACAUGUGACAUCACAUGAAGUCCACAGCCAAUAGCAGCAGCUGCGGAGACAUCAUCAUCAUCACCUCCUCAGGCCUCACAGUGGUGGGUGUGGCUCAGCCGCCAUUUGCCCCUUGGCUUGUUUACGGUGUACAGCUCACUCCUCAUCUGUAAUGACACCAGAGAAAGGCAUGCCAUAAAUCCAUUGGGGGUGGUGGUCAUUUUUUAUCCUGAUGGCUGCAUUCCCUUGGAUCAAUUUUUCCAUGUAUGGGAGCCAACUCCUAGGGGCUGAGGUCUCUUCACACACUCCCAAAUAUUGAUUAGUUGCAGUUGCAUCAGGUGUGCUGGAGAGAACACCUGUUUGAGUUGAAUAAUAGAUUAGAGAAGCCAGUAUAAGUUGCAAUUUCAGCUGAAUUUGGGGGAACCACUUGAAGCAUCUGUUGUGUUGAGCUAUUUUAGUUGCUUUUGUUUGAUUUGUUCAUUGCAAACAGCUGAAAGCCUGUAAAUUUUGACAAUAAACCUGAUUUGCAAUGGAGGUUGAAUAAUAUUGAUCUGAACUGUAUGACUUUGUGUGAUUGGUUCUUUUAUCUAUGGAUAUAAGUAAUAAUUCUGUGAACUGCCCUGAGACCCCUGAGUAUAGGGCGGUAUAUAAAUUCAAUCAUCACCGCAUUUUUCGCUCCAUAAGACGCACCUGACCAUAAGACGCACCUAGUAUUUAGAGGAGGAAAAUAAGAAAAAAAAUAUUCUGAACGAAACCGUGGAUGUAUGAUUUUUGUGAUUCAUGCUGUGGUCACAGACAUGUGAUUUGACGGUGAGAUUGGGGUAGCCCAAUGCAAAAAACCUGAGAAUCCAUGUGGAUCUGUGCUUUGUAACCACGUUUUUGCGCCAUUGCGGCCCCACGCAACAGUGGGUGUGUGAUUUUUUUGGUGCAGGCUGUAGCCUUGGACAUGCUAUGUGAUCUGAUGGUGAAUUUGGGGUGACCCAAUGCAAAAAUCCUGAGGAUCCAAUGUGUAACCACGUUACAACGAAUAAAAAAGUGCAUCUUGUGGAGCGAAAAAUACGAUGAUGAUGAUGAUGAUAAUGCACAAUGAAUGCCCAUGGGUAUGGCGAUGGAUUGUUCUCCCUUCAAUGCUAUCCCUCCCUAGACAUUCAAAAGAACGUGUAAACCCUCAACCAUAUCCAGGAAUUGCGGGGUGUGGGGGGGCACUUUCCACUGUCAAAGUCUCCAUGUGUGCUGGCUACAUGCUGUCCACUCCUGACCUUUCAAGUGGUGAGCACAGAGAUCUCCAAGGAGUGUCUUAACAGCAUUCAGGCAAGCAUGGAUAGAAUCUCCCUGCUGACCCAAGAACUCGAUUCAUGCACAGUGGGGUCUCCUGGAUCAUUGAUGACAGGCCCAGCACGUGCACCCUGCUUUGUUUGGAGCUCCCCAUGUUCUUCUUCUGGACAGGGAGCUGCAGUUAGAUGCCUUAUCUUUAAACACGUAUCUCAGUACAGAGAUGUGUUUUGGGACCUAGUUCCAUCUGUUUUCCAAAAUAGGAAUGGCUCAGCCUCUCUUACAUGAUAGAUUUAAUUAGUCCUGGUCUGUAUGAACUCUGUGAAACAGGGUGUAUCUACAUAUUAAAAAAAAACCAAAACCAUUGCCUUUGCGGUGAUUAAAUCUGACCUCUUCCCAACAGGGUGUCUAUAAAAUUAGGGAUGUGAAACAAUGGGGGUUUGAGCCUCCUGCUGCGCAGGCCCACGCACUGGGGCAGCAUCUUCUGCUAAAACAGUUUAAAGAUUUUGACCCCCUGCUGGUUUGCAAGCUAGCAGAGCAUUGAUGCUGCGUAAACAUUUGCCAUCUGGGAGCUCUAGAGGAGCAGCUGUUGGGGCUGGUGGUAGGUGGAUUGCAGAAGGAUUCAUCUAUGUAAAGGUCCUCCGUUGGAAAAAUGGGCCCACGAUUGCUCCUAACUGUGGUGAACAACUGUUUAACAGAAGAAGAUGUUAGUUCAGCAGCAGCAAGUUUUCAAGGUCCCCCAGAACUCUGCAUCAGGCGAAAGGUUACACAAACUAGGAAGUGGAUGGGGGAUGAGGACAAAAUUGAAAAAAAGAAAAAAAAAUGUAGACUGGAUGUUUCACCAUUCAGUCAGAUUUUAGUCUCAGCUACAGGAUGGAUAUUGCUACAUUCACACUAUAUACCAUAUUUUUUACUCUAUAAGACUCACUUUUUGCCUCCUAAAAAGUAAGGGGAAAUGUGUGUGCGUCUUAUGGAGCGAAUGCAGGCUGCGCAGCUAUCCCAGAAGCCAGAACAGCAAGAGGGAUUGCUGCUUUCACUGCGCAGCGAUCCCUUUUGCUGUUCUGGCUUCUGAGAUUCAGAAUAUUUUUUUUCUUGUUUUCCUCCUCCAAAAACUAGGUGCGUCUUGUGGUCUGGUGCAUCUUAUAGAGUGAAAAAUACGGUAUUUAAAGCACUACAAAGGAAGCUUAAACAGUCGUGAUUUCCCCCAGAGAAUUCUGGGUCAUUAUAUUUACUGGUGUCUGAAGUUCAUACCCUGCUUUUUGAUGGUUGAUCAUUCCAAUUCUUGAGUUUCUCAGAUGAGUACAGUACUUGUAGCUGUGGACACUACACUUUGUUCCCAGUUACAUAUAGACCACAUUCACACUAUGAUACCACUUUAAGCAGUCAUGGCUUCCCCCAAAGAAUUCUGGGAACUGUGAUUAGUUAAAGGAGGCACCUAUAUACCUCCAGAGCUACAGUUCCAAGAGUGUUUAACAACGAACUUCUCUUCCUAUGGAACUCUGGGAAUUGUAGUUCUGUUAGGGGAAUUGGGUUCUUCUAACAACUCUCAGCACCCUUAACAAACUACAGCUUCCAGGAUUCUUUAAAUGUUAUUCUUUUGAGGAAGCAAUGUGCAUUGUUUGUGCUUGAAAUAUAUCGUGUUCUUGGUGGUGCUUGUUGAUGGCAAACACCAAUUUUGGUGCCAAUGAAUUCUGUAAAUUAAUGAUGUGCUGUGUGGAGGAGUUUAUUUCUUGUCCUGUAUCUCCUGCCAGCUCCAUUAGAUGACCCUCAGCUUCUGGUUACUCUUGAGAGGAGCAAAAGUGCUCUUUCCUUCUCUGCACCAGCUUCAUUUAUAAACCUCUGUCAUACUGCAAAUCAGACUGUUUACAAAUCAGAUUUCUCUGUGGUUGCUUGGAAGCUAUUCAGAACAUGCCCAGUUAUCCCAAGCAAAUGUAUGGUGUCGGUUUAAGUUAAGUUGGCAAAAUAGAAGUGAAUUCUGAAAGGGGAGAUGAGAAUGCACAAAAGGAACAGUCGGAAGAAUGAAAGGUGAGCUUGCCUCGGGAAGCAUAUGAUUCCUGCUGAGCUUUCUUUUAAAACCCUCAGAACAAAGACUCUGGAUUGAUCAAAGGCGUAACAAAAGAAGAAGCUAAGAAAAAGUGUCGCACUUGGAAUGCUAUGCACAAUUCUGGUUGAAAGGACAUUGAAGAGCUGGAAAGCGACAAAUCCACUCCACUUCCCCAGUGGGGAGGAGUUGCGGCGGACCGCAUGGCCACCCACUCCCCACCGGGGGCAGGGGACUUUGCCCCCCCGUUGCCUGGGGGAUCCCCGCCACGUCAGAGCCCGGCCAGCCAAUCCGCUGGCCAGGGGGGUGGCCGGGGCUGUUUAAACGGAAGAGCAAGCCAGAAGACUUCCUCUUUGGCUUGCUUCCUCAGUCACCCGCCCUCUCUCCCUAUUUUGCAGGUUAGGCAAUGGCCUUGCUAUGGACUUCGGUUGGUCGCCUUGGUUGUCCGAGGGGCCUGGCAGGAAUUUUUCCACUUGGCAAAUUGGCACUGGCCACUUGGUUUUCGCCUACCUCAUAGCAAUCGUCACAACUUUGUUAGGGUUGCGGUUAGGCAUUGUUUGACCUUGUGUGGGGGAGGGGAGGUGUGGCCAUCACCUGCCCCUCCAUGCUUAAGGGUAUUCCAUUAAAGGAAUCCAGGGGUGUUGAUCUAGUCCGAAGCCCGGAUGGGGGGCUAAGGCCUUGACACAACCCCGACGGGAACACCAGGGGGAGCUUGAGUUGGUUCGCAUCAACAGGGCUCCCCCUACCGGUGGCUUACCCUUACUGGACUUCCUGCACAAUGGGCAGGAGUCAGAUAUAGUCAGGCCCAAUCAAUGCCUAAGCCAAAACCGCUCACAUUCUGCAAUUUCAACAAAGUUGUGGCCAAAAUUUGCCCAAUAACAUAAACCUAAUAUCCGUGUCCUUGUGUGAGUUAUUUCCAACGAGGGGGGGGGCUGCGGGGUCUCGCCAUGCAACUGAGAUGGCCAAGGGAUCAGAGCCUUUUAAGUACUGGUCUUCUUAGCACAAUGUUUAGAUCCAUCAGUUGGCUUUAGGUUAUAAUUUAAAAUACACAAUAUUUUGCUUCUUAGUAUUCCUCACAACAAUCUUGUAAGGUGGGCCAGUUUGGGUAUUUACAUACUGUGGAUGGAAUCUGAAUCUGAGUUAUAUUGGCUUGCCUAAGGCAUUCAUCCUGAGCUAGCAGCUAGGGUGAACUGGGGGAUUUCCUGGGUCAUGGCUUCAACUCCAUCCAUUAAGCCAACAGCUGAUCUUUACAUAGGUCUCUUCUAGAUGACCUGUUAAUGGAACAUUGAUUUGUUGGCCGAUGCUGACUAUUUAUUGAACACCUAUUGUUUACAUGCUCCUGCCAACCUAGCAGUUGGAAAGCACAUCAAGUGCAAGUAGAUAAAUAGGUACCGCUGCGGUGGGAAGGUAAACAGUGUUUCUGUGCGCUGCUCUGGUUCGCCGGAAGUGGCUUAGUCAUGCUGCCCACAUGACCCGGAAGCUGUACGCCGGUUCCCUCGGCCAGUAAAGUGAGAUGAGCGCCGCAACCCCAGAGUUGUCCGCUACUGGACCUAAUGGUCAGGGGUCCCUUUACCUUUUUAUUGUUUACAAGGAGGUGAGAUUAUGUUGCGCUACCCCAGUGUUCCCACUGCAUUUUCCUGGCCCUUUCUGUGUUGCUAAAAGUGUGGGUUUGGGGCUGGUGGAAGUGGGUGUGCUGUGGAAGAGCACCAAACCAACUAAUUGUGCAAACUGAACUUGGCAGUUCAUUGUUGAGUCUCAGUAGUAAAUAGCAACAGUCUGGAAGUGCCCAAACGCUAAAUCCUGGUGUAGGUGUGUGUUUGUUUGUUUCCUUGUUUUUUGAAAAUGGAAAUCUGUUGAUAGCUAUUCACUUGAUAUUGGAGCGUCUAUCAGGGAUCAUGACUUCAAAUAGCACAUUUUAGAGUCAUCAUCUCGUCCAACUUCUGGAAUAUGCAGCUGUCCCAUAUGGGGAUCAAACCUGCAACCUUGGCGUUAUCAGCACCAACUGAGCUAUCCAGCAGGACUAUUCGACACUUAAAUUCCACCCAUGGCUUAAAUGGCUUCUCCCUUUCAUCUUGCCACAACUGAUUUUCCUUUCUGGCUAGUCAGAUUUUUAGAUCAACAACUAUAUCUUGGUUUGGUUAAAAAAACUAAUAGACAUAGGCUGGGUUUACAGAUGUCUGCUUCUAUACCCUUUUUAUUUAUGGAUCUGUCAAGUUAAGGGUAGAGCUUGUUUUUUAAACUCCGCUUCCAAUUACCUGUCAAAGUUCCUUAAUCAACAUGAAUCUUUGGGCCAGAGAAUGCCCUGUGGACUAACUGGGACUUUCAUGAAUAAUGCAACACAGUUGCAGGGAUGUUAGGGAGCCAAUUAUCUUCCAAGUUCCCAAGUGUUUUAAGAAUCGCCAUCUUGCUUGCACCUGGCUCUUUCCAAUGCUGGCCAGCAUUCUUUGAUUCCAUAAACUCGUUAAGAAUUAGAUGUACGAUCUGCCAUACAUUACAUUACUGGAUCCAAAAAUCUAUGUCUUUCAGCAGUUCUGGGUCUCUUAAUAAGGUCCGCAUUGGAGAGAGUCUCUCUUUCUGUAAAUCAUCAAUGCGCAGAGAGCAUAGCAGGAAAAUUGCAGGGAGGGAAUUGAAUGUGUAUACUAUUUAUUUAAAAUAUUUCUUAGCCAACCUUGAUCACAAAGAUUCCUAAGUCUUGUACAAAGCUGUGAAUAAAACUAUUUACCCAACACAGAAAUACAACAUAUAAGCAUAGGCAAAAAUAAGAGGCAAAGUAAACAUGUAAAAUUAAAGAACAGGGUAAGGCAAAGUGCUGAUUAAAAUGUCAUCUGAACUUCCUGGGUAAAGAAGAGGGUUUCAACCUGGCACUGAAAAUAUUGUAAUAUCAGCAUGCCAUAUUAAAAGCACAAGUCUCCAAAAGAGCAUUUUUGGUUUGUUCUGCAAUACUGCCUCUAACUCUGGUUGCCUCCAGACAGUCAGUAUUUUGCAAGAUGGAUUCAAGGGCAUACAGGAAAUUUAGGCUUUUGCACAAUUUAAGUGGAUUAAAGCACUUUAGCGCAGCACAACCAUAUUCCGACUAAACAUCAGGAAGAACUUUCUGAUAGUAAAAGCUGAUCGACAGUGGAACAGACCCCCUGGGAAGGUAGUGGACUGCCCUUCCUUGGAGGUUUUCAAGCAGAGGUUGGAUGGCCGUCUGUCAUGGAUGCUUUAGCUGAGAUUCCUGCAUUGCAGGGAGUUGGACUAGAAUGAUCAUUGGAAUCAUAUAAUUCCAUGAUUCUAAGCAGGUUGUCUGGGGGAGCCCUUAAUCUGUACACAAAACCGUAUUCCUAAAGAAAUGAAUUUGCUGGCUCCAGACACUAAUCUUCUUCUAUAGCAAAGGCUUGAGGGACAGUAGCCUCCAUCUUUGCCCCAUCUUUUUGUGCCUGCCAAACAGCCGUGAUAAUAUUUUAUUCUCUUGUUAAUUAUGCUGUUUUAAAUGUGCAUUUUAUAUUUGACUUCACAUAGCAAUGGUGUUUUUUUUAAAUGUUUAAGAUUUUUUUGUUAACUUUGUUUGUGUUAAAUAUGUAUUCUGUAGUUGACCUUUGCAAGGUUUUAUUUUGAAAUCUUUAAGAUAAUAUUUUAGUUUUCUGUUAAUUAUGUUGCUUUGACUAUAUACUCUAUAUUUGACUUCCUUCAGAAAUGUUUGAUUCUGGAUUGUUUUAUUGAUGCUUUAAUAUGCUGUAAACCGCUUUGAGAUUUUUCUUAAAAAUAUAAAGCGGUAUGGAAAUGAAAUAAAUAAUAAUAAAAUCAUCAUCAUCAUCAUCAUCUCCAUUCAACCAAACCCCAGAUGACUCUUCACCAAGCCAAUGCCUUACUGUGUUGUAUCAGGUUGGACCAUCGUAUAGAUUCAUAUGGUUUCUUUAGUUAAAUUAACAGUGGCAACUCUCUGUUCCUCUCUUUAAGUUCCCCUGUUUCAUAUUUGUUUAUCCGCUGCCAUUUGGAACUGAAAGUGACCUACAUGAGGUUCCUGUCCAGGCACUGAGCAGACCUGGGCCUGCUUAGAUUCAGAAAGGUAGUUCUUGUGUGUUUCUACAGACUAUGCCAGAGUGUAAAUUUCUGGUUUCCUCCAUCAAUUCUGUUUGCUAGAAAUGACUAACCAAUGACUUCCUGAAAUGUUAGGCAUCUCUUCUCCCCACCCCCGUUUUGCGAUAUUCCAUUUCACAUAUCAUUGAAUAGUAAAUCAUCCAGGCAAGACAGUAGGGAUUUGUCAAGGAAGUCUUGAAGAUUUCAGAGUACAAAGUACUUUUUUGUUGUGUGAGAAGAAUAAGCAUCAGCAGUCAAGUUAUUCCAAAAGAUCCACGUGGCACAGCCUGGCGGAAACUGACUCCUUCCCUGGAAAGUGCAAAAUUGUGUUAUCGUCACAGAACCUUGCUUGAUUCGCUUGUCGACAAAAAUGCUCUUUGUCUGCCUGUGCUUUAUCUGAAAUUUUGCUGUGUAACUGUCCCAGAAGCUAACUGCAUUUAACACAAGAGAGAACCAGGCACCAUACUGGUUUCAGGAGUGUAAGAAAGGCCCUUUUGACACAUGGUCCUAAAUGCAUGGAAACCCCUUUUCUGAAUGUGGCUUGCUCUCGGUCACAUGGAAUUGACGCUCUUCUCCUGAUGGGGUGUGCAGAUUCUGUUGUUUUGAAUCAUGAAAUUGAAUUAUGGGAGCUGUGAUCUGGCAGCAUCUAGAUCAGCCUUUCUCAGCCUUGGGUCCCCAGAUGCAGCUGGACUCUAACUCCCAUCAUCCCAACUAGCAGGACCAGUGGUCAGGGAUGAUGGGAGUUGUAGUCCAGUAACACCCGGGGGGUGUCCCAAGGUUUAGAAAGGUUACUCUCGAUACUACCAGAUCACAGCUUUCACAAUUCUUUAAAUAAUAAUAAUAAUAAUAAUAAUAAUAAUAAUAAUAAUAAUAAUUUAUUAUUUAUACCCCGCCCAUCUGGCUGAGUUUCCCCAGCCACUCUGGGCGGCUCCCAAUCAAGUGUUAAAAACAGUACAGCAUUCAAUAUUAAAAACUUCCCUAAACAGGGCUGCCUUCAGAUGUCUUUUAAAGAUAGGAUAGCUGCUUAUUUCCUUCACAUCUGAAGGGAGAGAGUUCCACAGGGUGGGCGCCACUACCGAGAAGGCCCUCUGUCUGGUUACCUUUAACGAUCCUGGCUAGUUGUGAUGGGAAUUGGAGCCCCACAAUAUUGGGGGGGGCAUAAGCUCUGAUUUUUAUCUAGGCCUGUAGUAAACUUGCUUACUGCUGGCAAGCAAAAGAUGGGGUUAGUCUACUGAGGCCUCUGGACCAUGUAUCAGUGGUGCUGUGGGAAAAUAUCUCAACAACCGAAAGGCAGCAAGGUCACAGAGACACAAAACAAAUCACUUGCUACAACAGAAGGGAGAGCGCCUAGUGCAUCAAAUAAGAUUUCGUGCCAGCUUUUUGCCCUGAAAGCAAGAGAGUAACAACACAUCAUUCUGCAUCUGUCUCCUCCCCCCUUUAUUAUCUAAUUCCCAGACAAAUGCUGGGCAUCAUUUUUCUCCCUUGUGAUGUUCUGCUAGAGUUCCUUGUGUGGUGGCGUCAUUUUCUAUUUUCCAUUUUCAAGGUAGAGGAAUUUCUAAACAAACAUAACCCAGACUCCUUGUUUGGUAGAAUGCCACAAUGGCAGGUCAAUAAACACCCUCUAACAGGAGCAAGGCUCUUUUUAUAGCUUGGCAGUGAAGUAGGGAAGCGUCGUAAAAGAGACAAGGCAAAGCAAACCCAAAAAAAGGAGAAGUGUUGGAGGUUGCGAGCAUUUGGUUAUAAUGGGCUGUAGGGCCAGGCCGAGAUAUUUUGGCACCUGAGGUGAACCACAAAAUGGCUCUUUCCUCCUGCCAGGGAACAAGGGCUGAGCAAAGAUCUGCAUCGGGAACUAGAGUGCAUAGCUGUCAACUGUCCCUUAUUUGGCGGGAAAGUCCCUUAUCCCAGCGCUGUGUCCUGCUGCUGUCCCUUAUAGAUGAUGUCCCUUAAAUUUCCCGGGUUUCAAAGCUCCUCUCCCUCCCUCCCUGCCGGCCAGGGAGGCUCUAACUGUGUUGCUUGGCUGCUUUGCUCACCCAAUAAGGAGCCUAAGAAUGACUGGGGGGGUGGAGCUUGCAUGCCUUGUGCGCGUUGCCUGGGGACUCAUCUUUGCCCAGCGCUUCCCAGCAGAGAGGUGACGGUGGUUUUCCUUCUUGCAUCCCCUUUGCCGGGUUGCUGCGCUGUGGGAACCACUUGAGGCUUCGUUUGGCUGCUGGCUGGGCUUUCUGCCUUUGGCUCGGGAGCUGGUUGACUAAAAUCCCUUAUUUUGGCUGCUGAUCCCUUAUUUUCGAGGCUGCUGGUCCCUUAUUUUCAAAUCUGUAAGUUGACAGCUAUGCUAGAGUGGGAGGAGACCAGCAGUGCCUCCUAUUUGCUAAGAGGCCACUGUGGAGGUGGCAUGGGGGGUGCCAAGGAUGCGGCAGAUCCAGCCUCCAAGCAGCUGAUGAUGCCACAUGCGGCAGCAGGAACAGGCGACGCAUUCCUUGGAAUAUGGAUAGGCAAACUAAGGGCCGAGGGCUGGAUCCGGUCCAGUUGCCUUCUAAAUCUGGCCCGCGGACGGUCUGGGAAUCAGCGUGAUUUUACAUGAGUAGAAUGUGCCCUUUUAUUUAAAAUGCAUCUCUGGUUAUUUUUGGGGCCUGCCUGGUGUUUUUACAUGGGUAGAAUGUGUGCUUUUAUUUAAAAUGAUCUCUGGGUUAUUUGUGGGGCAUAGGAAUUCGUUCAUUCCCCCCCUCCCAAAAAAAAAUAUAUAGUCCGGUCUCUCACAAGGUCUGAAAAAGUUUGCUGAUCCCUGCUUGGAGACUUGAACUGCUGCCCUGUGGAUCCCGCCGCCUGAGGCGCUUAAUAAUAAUAAAAUAAAAAUAAAAUAAUUUUAUUGUUUAUACCUCGCCCACCUGGCUGGGUUUCCCCAACUACUCUGGGCAGCUUCCAGCAAAAUAUAUGUAUAUAAAAAAAAUGUCCCUAAACAGGGCUGCCUUCAGGUGUUUUCUAGAAGUUGUGUAAUUCUUUAUCUCCCUGACAUGUGAUGGGAGGGCGUUCCACAAGGAGGGUGCCACUGCAGAGAAGGCCCUCUGCCUGGUUCCCUGUAACUUUACAUCUCUCGGUGAGAGUGAAGUGUAGGUGGGUUCCCACGAGGCAAGACGCAGUGAUAACAGCAAGAACCUUUAUUGAACCACAUAACUGGGAAAUGGGGGCAAAGCAACUGCUUAUAUAGAUUCCUGAAAGCCUGGGCCGCUCCCACUCCCAACGUGAUUGGCUGUCUAAACUUCCAAGCUGCGAAUUACAACUCAGAGUUCAAGGGCCAAUGGCAGAGGCCCAAAUCCUGAAAUGUUCUGUGAUUGGACAUCUUGUAUCGAAUCAUAACACAGGAGCUCAAAAUCCUUAGUCCAGACUCAAGCUCAGGCAAACACAGACCACUGAAUACAUAACAGAGGGAACUGCCAGAAGACCUUGGAAGUGGACCUCAGUGUCCAAGCUGAAUGAUGGAGGUGGAGACACUCCUUCAGGUAUACUGGACCAAGGCUGUUUAGGGCUUUAAAGGUCAACACAAACACUUUGAAUUGUGCUCGGAAACAUACUGGGAGGCAGUGAAGAUUCUUUAGGACUGGUGUUAUGUGGUCUCAGUGGCCGCUCCCAGUCACCAGUCUAGCUGCUGCAUUCUGGAUUAGUUGUAGUUUCCGGGUCACCUUCAAAGGUUGCCCCACGUAGAGCGCGUUGCAGUAGUCCAAGCGGGAGAUAAGCACAGCAUGCACCACUCUAGCAAGACAGUCCACGGGCAGGUAGGAUCUCAGCCUGCGUACCUGAUGGAGCUGGUAGACAGCUGCUCUGGACACAGAAUUGACCUGCGCCUUCAUGGACAGCUGGGAGUCCAAAAUGACUCCCAAAAUAAAUACAGAAAUGAUAAAGAAGAUGUUAAAAUGAUAAGAGAAUAACAACAUUUGAUAUAAAGAACCUAAUAUGAAGAUAUAAUAAAACAAGCAGGGGAAAUUAUUAUGUUAAAAACCAGAAGAGUAAGUUGAGGGAAGUUGAGGUGGGAGGAGGGGGGAAGUUGGGGAAUUGUAUUCUUUUUAUGUUAUAUGAAAUGUUAAUACUAUGUAAAAAAUGUGAAACUUAAUAAAAAUUAUUUAAAAAACACACACAAAAUGACUCCCAGGCUCCGCAUCUGGUCCUUCAGGGGCACAGUUACCCUAUUCAGGACCAGGGAGUCCUCCAUACCUACCUGCCUCCUGUCCCCCCAAAACAGUACUUCUGUCUUGUCAGGAUUAUUAUUUUAUAUAAAUUUUUAUUAGUUUUUUAACAUACCAUUUUCAACAAUAAUUAAACAUACUUUUACAACUUAUUCAAUUUUUUUUUACUUCCAUCAGUCCUGUCCUGUCUGAAAAAUUUCCAAUCUAAUCUCUUAGUAUGCAUUUCUUAUUUUCCCUAUUACAUUUCCAACUUAUAACCAAUAUCUCUAUCUUUUUCUACUUUGCAACACUUUGUAUAUUUCUCCUUACAAAACUUCUUGUAGUCCUACUAGCGUAAUUUGUUGAUUACAGUUGCUCUUCAAAUAAUUCAUAUACCUCUUCCAAUCUUCUCUGGUCCUGCAGGUUUUUAAUCCUUCCUGUCAUUUUGUCCAAUUCUGCAUAGUCCAUUAAUUUUACUGUCUUGUCAGGAUUCAACCUCAGUCUGUUAGCCACCAUCCAUCCUCCAACCGCCUCCAGACACACACAGGACCUUCACCGCCUUCACUGGUUCCGAUUUAAAGGAGAGGUAGAGCUGGGUAUCAUCUGCAUACUGAUGAACACCCAGCCCAAACCCCCUGAUGAUCUCUCCCAGUGGCUUCAUGUAGGUGUUAUAAAGCAUGGUGGAGAGGAUGGAGCCCGGAAUCAUUUGCAUCCAAAGAAGCGCCAAGCAACUCUUUGCAUGAGCUGAACAACUUCCAGUUGUGCAUGUUAAUGGAAAAAUCUGAGGGCUCCCUUGGACAAAAACAAAGACACCAACCCAGAUAACUUGGAGCAAAACAGCAGCCUGUAGGCUUGGCCUUUAUUGAAUACUGUCGCGACAGGACUCUCACCCGCAACAUGAUGAAGCAAAAUGGAAGCCCAGAACAAAAGAAGACCCCAACUUUUAUUAGUUACUAAUUCCCCAAACUACGCCUCUAAGACUACAUCACAACUACAUCACAAAAAGGAGGGGUUGAGGGAGGAGUUGUGGUGGUAACCUGAGUGUCCUGUCACCUGGCUGGUUCCUCCUUCCCCCCCUCCCCAUGAGUACUUUCCAGGUGACAAAGGGGAGCUUGCAGUUUCCUGCCCCCAGAGGGAAGAGCUGAUCCUUGUCCUUUGUUCUAGUCCGUGCUGAAUCCACUCCCAUAUGCAAGUUCUUUGUGAUCUUGAUGGUCUUCUGUCUAGGACCAUCAGGGUUGGCAUAGCAACUGGGCAGGGCCUCCUAUGUAUGUGCUGGUAUGCUCAAGGGAUUAUGGCUGGCCUGUAUCAAACCUUCCCCAUUUUUUAGUCCUUCCUUCAUGGAGUAAAAUAAAAGUGGAACAGUGCAGAUCCGAUGUAUGGUUGAAUCUAUGAAUUUAUAACAGAAGCGUAGCGUAUGUAGUGUGUGAGUGUGUGAAGUUUGUACAAACGGAAUGAUUGGGGGGGGAGGUUUCCUGCGACAUGCAAUAGGACUUUCUUGCCUUCUUUGCAGAAGUAUAAUUUAGCAGUAAAGUGCUCCUUGUCUGCUGUGGCCAGCAGUCUUGAGACAUUGAGCAGGACCAUAAUAUCACUUUCUGCUGGAUCCUUUUCAGCUGGAGACUCCAGGAAUUGAACACAGAACACCCUAUGUGGAAAAGUACAUGCUCUACCAACGAGCAACAGAUCUUCUUUUCUUUUGCACAGAUUGCCUCUUGGAGCUUUAACCAACCUGGUACCCGCUAGAUGCUUUUGAACUACAAAACCCAUCAGCCCUGGCCUGGCUGGGACUAAUAGGAAUUGCAUCCCCAAGCAUGUGGACAGUGCCAGGGUGGUGCAGGCUGGGCUCCUGGAGGAACAAACCACAGAACACAUUCCUGCGGACGGCUAAUGUCAAUGGUUCUUUUGUUACCGAUAUCACAUGCUUUAUAACUCACACACACAAACAGUUCGAAAUUGUAUCUUCUGAAAAAGAAGCUUGCCUCUUUUUUGAGAAUCUCAACAGUGUAGCAGAUUAAGUGCUCAGGAAUGCCUUGUUUUGCUUAGAUUGUGAGCUGUUGGUCCCCUUAUCGCUUGGCCGGCACUGUGGAAGUGAUCAGCCAGAAACUGGCUCGGUGCAUCUCCCAGCUGAGGUUUCUUGCCUUGAAGUACCAUAUUUUUCGCUCUAUAAGACGCACCAGACCCUAAGACGCACCUAGUUUUUGGAGGAGGAAAACAAGAAAAAUAAUAUUAUGAAUCUCAGAAGCCAGAACAAGAGGGAUCACUGCGCAGUGAAAGCAGCAAUCCCUCUUGCUGUUCUGGCUUCUGGGAUAGCUGCGCAGCCUGCAUUUGCUCCAUAAGACGCACACACAUUUCCCCUUACUUUUUAGGAGGGAAAAGGUGAGUCUUAUAGAGCCCCCUUACUUUUUAGGAGGGAAAAGGUGAGUCUUAUAGAGCAAAAAAUACGGUAUAUCUUUAAGACACCCUUUUGGCUUCUGGGUGGAGCAGAGCUGCCACCCGGAGGCAGUAAAACAGGAGAAGAAUGUCAUGUUACUGCAGCUGUGAGCGCUUGCUCUAAUUGAUGCCUUUGGCUCUGUAAUCAGACUGUGUUGUGAAGCUCCUUCCAGUAAUUUCUGUAUGGUGUGCCUGGAUAGACUAGAGCCACGAGUGUGGUGGGUGGAACAAAUCAGAUGAUUAAGGGCAUGUGUUAGCCCUAAGCACCUCCCUCCACUUGAUCUAGUCUUUUAUGCCAGGGGGUGAGGAAUUCUACUUUAACUACACAUUGGGUGUAAAUGGAUCAUCCAGUCACGUCUGGUACUGAGAUACAGCCAAAUUACCGUAUUUUUCUGUCUAUAAGAUACCCCCGUGUAUAAGACACCCCCUAUUUUUGGGGACUCAGAUUUAAGAAAAUGGGGAGAGGUGGCCCAGAGUAUAAGACACCUCCUAAUUUUUGACAUUAUUUUUUUAGGGGGAAAACCUAGUCUUAUACAUGGGAAAAUAUGGUACAUGAAUCAAAGCACAUCCUUUGAAAUGUGCACUUAUCUGUAUUUCCCAAUGCUGUUCUCCAGCCAAGUAAUACGUAUAUAAAUGCAUAUACUACUAAGGUAUAGUGUGCAUUAAAAUGCAUGCAUUAGUGAAAAUAAUUUCAGAAAUGCGGUUAGCUCAUUUGGUUAGAGCAUGGUGGGGAUAACGCCAAGGUCACGGGUUUGAUACCUAUACGGGUGCAGGUAAAUUGGUCCCAUGCUAGAGCAUGAUAUUCUUAACCCCGGGGUCGUGGGUUCGAGCCCCACAUUGGGCAAAAGAUUCCUGCAUUGCAGGGGGUUGGACUAGAUGAUCCAUGGGGUCUCUUCUUCUUUUUUCCCCAAAAAAUUUUAUUCAUUUUGUAACACAAAUAAACAAUACAAACAGAAAUACAAACAUUACAAACAAAUUCUUGUCUUAUCCUUAUUUUUUCUAAACAUUGUUAAGUGAGCUUCCCCAAGUCCCCCCUAUCUGAUUUUCAUCUUUAGCAGUUUCAUAUAUCAUAAUUUUAAACCAUUUUUUAUCACAUUUACAUGGGGUCCCUUCUAACACUGUGAUUGCAUCAUUCUUCCACUCUAUCAUUAUAUUAGGGGGAAUUGCUCUGGAAUGAUGUGUAUAUUAGACAAAGUUGUGUGCAAUCAAGAGAAGUAAGCACUAAAAAGUUAAUUGAUUUUCAAGACAGGUUUAAAAUAAAAACGUUGUAAACUGAAAAUGUGGAGAAUUGGAGAGGGGGGGGGAAUGAGAAAAUGAAAUUGAUAGGUUUUCCCAUUCCUAGUGGCUACCAGCCAUGAUAGCUUUCUCCAUUAUGAGAGGUGGCAUACCUGUGGAUACCAGUCACUUGGGAACAGCAGCAGACAGAGCACUUGCCCUCCUGCCCUUGUGGACUUUGCAUAGGCAUAGACUGACUGACAGAUGGGCCUCUGCUCUGACCCACUGCACUCUCAAAUAUCUAAAGGGGACUCUUGAUUUUGACAGGAUUUGUGUGGGGUCUCCUACAUUUUUUCUAGCCUUAUGUGCAGCUUUUGUUUCAUGCUAUAUAAGCGCUUUUCUUUUUUUCUGCAGCUAUUCAGUGAAAAAAUCAGCGGAGUGGAAGGAACAAAACUCGAUGAAGAUUUCCAUGAGAUGGAACGGGUAAGACAAGCCUAAGGAAAUGCUUAAAGAUUGUUGCUAAACACAUGCCCUUGGUUCCAGAUGAUAAAGUAAGGUUUCUCUACCUUCCUUCCUUUCCAGUCUAGAGUCUACACUCCCAACAUGGCUGUACCGCAUGAGUAUUCAGAUCACGUGAACCUGUUCUAGGUCCAAUUUAUAUUUUUAUGUAUGAGUUAGAUGUGUAUGUUGUUGUUUUUCCUUCAGGUUGCUCAGGGUGACAAAAGUGGAUCUUUAUAAUUUUUCCCUCACAACAAGGUAGGAUGAAAUAGAUAAUUGACUUGAGUGCAGAUCCUCGCUCGUGAAUUAGUGCUAUUCACUUCCAUUGCACCAUAUCAGUAUAGUAAAAUAAACUUGCCAUGUUAUAAGGAAAAUAACUACGGAGUGUGGGGUGAGAUUAUAGAAAGAAGCAAAUAUUGUUUACCUGAAAUGAAAGCCUACCAUUCGAACAGCUAGGCAUUCUUACCAGCUCUACUAUUGGACGCAGGUGGCACUAAACCACUGAGUCUCUUGGGCUUGCCGAUCAGAAGGUCGGUGGUUUGAAUCCCCAUGACGGAAUGAGUCCCUGUCGCACUGUCCCAGCUCCUGCUAACCUAGCCGUUUGAUAGCAUGCCAGUGCAAGUAGAUAAAUAGGUACCACUGUGGCGGGAAGGUAAAUGGUGUUUCCGUGUGCUCUGGCUUCCGUCACAGUGUCCUGUUGCGCCAGAAGUGGUUUAGUCAUGCUGGCCACAUGACCCGGAAAGCUGUCUGUGGACAAACGCCGGCUCCCUCCGCCUGAAAGCGAGAUGUGCGCCGCAACCCCAUAGUCACCUUUGACUGGAUUUAACUGUCCAGGGGUCCUUUAUUUUUACCUUUACUACUGGACAGAAUACAUAAAUGUCUAUCUUGCCAUGAUCUCAUUUUGUCACCCACUUGUCCCAGUUUUACUUUGUUCUGAGAUGUGGAACCUGUGACCCUCCUGACAUUGCUGGACUACAACUCCCACCUUCCUAGACGAUUGGCCUUGAUGGUUGGGACUGAUGGGAGUUGUCUUCCAACAGCAUCUGGAAGGCCAGAUGUUCUCCAUCUCUGACUUAGUUGACCGGGUGCCUUCUCUGGUUAUUUCCACAGAACGCGCAGGCUUUUAUGGUGCAUCUGAACGGAGUGAUAACAGGCAUUUCAAUGAAAUUUUCCUUAAAAGCCUUGAUAUGUUUGUCUUGCAGAAGAUUGACAUCACCAACAAAGCUGUGGCAGAACUCCUGUCAAAGUCCACUGAAUAUCUGCAACCUAAUCCAGGUAAAUAGAGAUGAUUCCAAUAGCCUCUUCCAGAUGUUUCACUGCAAACCCAGGUCAUCAGAUCUGCUGCAUGCAGGCCUUGCUUGGCUUCUGGGCACAACGACCUAUCAUGGCUGGAUGCUUUUGCACCAUGAAAUUUCUGAUCCCCCUACCUGCCAGUAGCUCCUCUAUAAGGGAAAUCCUGAUCAGUUCUGUUUCAUCCAGUCACUUCUGUGCAGACACACUGUGCAAUUUUUCAUCCUCUGGUGCCGUCCAUGGGAUGGUGAUGCUGCUAGUCCAUCUUAAUCUCCAUGGAUGCUCUUUCCUAUCCCCAACAUCCAAACACUGGAUGUCAUGCUUCCAUCAGGAGUUAUACAGGUCAUAAUCAACACACUCUGGUCUGCUAUGGUGAGAGCCUGUAUGCAAGCGGAUGGCAGAGUUUGAAGGUUCUACAACAAAAGAAUCCAAUGCAACAGCUGAUUCUUGUAGUGCAGUCUAUUGCAUAACAAUCUUUAGCGAUGUACUGCCGUAACUCAGAAGUCGAACAGAAUCCGUUCCGGAAGUCCGUUUGACUUCUGAAACAUUUAACUUUCAAAGUGUGGCUUCUGAUUGGCUGCAGGAAGCUCCUGCAGCCAAUCGGAAGCCCCGUCAGACGUUCGGCUUCCAAAAGAACGUUCGAAAAACAGAAUACUCACUUCCGGUUUUCACUCGUUCGGGAACUGAAACGUUUGACUCCCAAGGCAUUCGGGAGCCUUGUAGUUGUGUUUUCCCUUAUGAAACAAUCUUCUACCUGUGCAACAAAUAUAUCACUAAAUGACUCUUAAACUUAAUAAUUCAGGUGGGUAGCUGUGUCAGUCUGACGUAGUCGAAAUAAAAAUAAAUAAAAAUUUGUCUAGUAGCAUCUUAUAGACCAACUAAGUUUGUUCUGGUAUAAGCUAUCUGAAGAAGUGUGCAUGCACAUGAAAGCUUAUACCAGAACAAACAUAGUUGGUCUAUAAGGUGCUACUGGACAAUUUUUUAUUAUUUUUUAUUUUUAUUUUAACUUAACAAUAUUAUUAUUAUUAUUAUUAUUAUUAUUAUUAUUAUUAGAGUUUAUAUACCGCCCUAUACCUGGAGGUCUCAGGGCGGUUCACAGAAAAAAAUCAAAAUAAAAAACCACAAUAUAUAUAAUCAAAAUAAAAACAGCAACCCAAUAGCAACCCCCCCCCCAAAAAGAAAGAACCACAUUUUAUAAGGGCAUAGGAUGUCAAUCAAAUCAACCCAAGGCCUGGUUAAAAGGGAACGUUUUUGCCUGGUGCCUAAAAGUGUAUAAUGAAGGCACCAGGUGAACUUCCCUGGGGGGAGCAUUCCACAGACAGGGAGCCACUGCAGAGAAGGCCCCGUUCUCGUGUUGCCACCCUCCGGACCUCUCAAGGAGGAGGCACAAUAUAAUGAAUACAGUACUUAGAGUCCAGUGUAUGUAGAUCUGGGUCAAUAUAAUCAGCUGGAAUCCUGGGGGGGGGCUGCCAAGGCCCCUGUCACCCCAGCAGAACCCAUAGCAUUUAGUCUUCCUUUGGCUAAUGUUAUGAAUCCCCACAUUUUAGCAAAUGUGUAGCUGCUACUGUGAUGUUAGUGUUACUGUUCAAAUGCUGGUGUUCUGUGCUGGGGUGGGGGAGCUGUGGCCCUCCAAAUGUCGAUGGACUACAACUCCCAUCGUCCAUUCCCAUUGGUCAAGCUGGUUGGGGUUGAUAGGACUUGGAGUCCGGCAACAUCCCCAUCCCUAUUUUAUGCUGUUUUAAUCAUUUGGGAUUUUGUGUUUGUAAAUUGCCUUGUGACAGAAAACGCCCUGAAAGAUAGGAUAGACAUCUAUAAAACGCCACGCAAAGUAAUUGUCAUGUAGAAAGUCUGAGAAAUUACACGGUGUUGAAGUAGACUCAGUAGCUUUAUUUGUGAAGACUUUUUUCCAUUGACACUUCUCUUUAAAAUAGUUUGGGGGUGAAUUUAUUUAUUUAUUGUCUGCACAGUCGGAACUGGUGCAGUUUUGCACUCUGCCCUUUUUUGUGAAUUAAAGAUACAGUCAUGUGAAAGUCAAGGUUAUGUUCGCAAGAACCGUGCUUCCGUUUUGUCAAGAGUUUUCCACACGAAAUUGCUGUUUUCAGAAUGAACAGCCACGGAAUCGUUAUAAACAUUGCCUGUUCGUGACAUUACCCUGUAAAAACCGAUCUAGAAACUCCCCUCUAGAUCGGAAAUCUGUACCAUUCUUGACAUAUACCAAUAUCUUUGUGAAUAUGUAAUACAGUGGUGCCCCGCAAGACGAAUGCCUCGCAAGAUGGAAAACCCGCUAGACGAAAGGGUUUUCCGUUUUUGAGUUGCUUCGCAGGACGAAUUUCCCUGUGGGCUUGCUUCGCAAGACAAAAAUGUCUUGUGAGUCUUGAGAUUUUUUUCCGCUUCCCCCCCCCUUUUUCUAAGCCGCUAAGCUGCUAAUAGCCUUUUAGCAGCUAAGCUGCUAAGCCUUUAAUAGCCGCUAAACCGCUAAUAGCGCUAAUCCGCUAAGCCGCUAAUAGGGUUGCUUCGCAAGACGAAAAAACCGCUAGACGAAGACACUCGCGGAACGGAUUAAUUUCGUCUUGCGAGGCACCACUGUAUCUCUGUGAAAUGAGACAUAGUAUGCACUGAGAAAUGAAGGAUUUCUUUCUCAUUGGUUCCAGCACACACUGCUUAUCUGUCCACCCAGAUACUUUUCUUUUCUUUUCUUUUCUUUUCUUUUCCAUAACUGACCAAGUGCAUUUUCAGAGGAAGCUGGGGGGGGGGCAGGAUUACUCAUCAGCUGAACUUGUACUAUCGCAGUUUGAGAACAAAUAACAUUCAUAGCAGGGUCUGUUAAAACCUCUUUUUGCUACAGAUGGUUUGCUGGGAAAGGUCUGCUUUGGUGAACAGAGUUUAUCCUACAUAUUUGGCCCACACGAAAACACCCACUGACCUCAAUGAAAUUUGGAAUAAUAAGAAUACUUAGCAUUGGAGUGGGGCUGUAACUAUCCCCGGGAUGUAUAGUCAGGGCUGUCUUAAGCAUAUCUGGCGCCGUGGUGCAAAGAUCCUUCUGGCGGUGCCACCGCCCGUUUCCCAGAGUUGUUGACCUUUUCCCAAGCCUCUGUGGGGAUCGCUCUCCUCCCGUGGGGGCUUGGGAUGCAAGCUGCACGCCUGCCAGCCAUAUGGUUGAUGGGGCAUAGCUGGGAAAGGGGAGGCGGCUGGCAAAGCCACACAGCUCACCCACUCACUGGGGCGCCCCUGAGAGGCCAGCGCCCUGGCGCAACGCGCCAGUAAGCCCAAUAGGAAAGACGGCUUUGUGUAUAGUUAAAAGGUUUGGGUAGCAGAUGGUGGGAGAGAGAUCUCCGAGAACCACUGCCUGUUAACCAAUACUAGAAUAAUAUAAGCCAGCCCCCUCUGCUCCUUAUGUUGCACUUCCCCUAGGUAAUUCUUAGAGAAGAAAAUUUCCAUGUAAAUCUCAGCUUUUAGAACCAUGGCUUUGUACUCUCCUGCUCUUGAUCCCCAGAACCUGGCAUUAAGAGGCAUAAUAUUCCUAUAAAAGAGGACAGCGUUGUUGCCCUAGUAACAAUAUUCUUAUAAUGUGAGGCAGUAUUAUUUCAAGAGGUGUAGUGGUCCAGGACUAAAGACUCAUUACUAUUUCUGCAGCAGGGUCCCAGCUUUCAGCUGGGGGUAGGUUAUUGGGUUAUUGUUUAUAUUUUGAUUACGUACUUGGUUUUAUUUUCUGAUUUUAUCCUGUGAACCGUCCUGAGACCUGCGCGUAUAGGGCAGUAUAUAAGUUCAAAUGUUAACAAUGAAAUAAUAAUAAUAAUUUAAUAAUAAUAAUUCCUGAGCCACCCAAUCAGCAUGAAAGGAGAGGGUUGUUGUUGUUGUUUUCUACCGAGAAGUCAUUUCAUCCGUUGAUUGAAUCCAAUCAGAGUGAAAAGAGGGUGAGUCAGCCAAUAACAGGGACUGGUCAGAGCAGGAAUGGUGGAGGCCACCUCCGCAGCCUGACCCUUCCAGAGAAGAAGAAGACAGAAUUACAACAGGGGUUUGAGGGAGGUCACAGCUCAGAGGAAGAUGAGGGGGAAAGUUGGGAAAUAAUGGGAGAGGAGGAGGAGGCAGGGCCAGAGCAGCAGCUGGCUGACACGUUAUCGCUAGAAAGCAUUCCAGACCCACCAUCUCCCAGAACCUGGCGAGCCUUAAAAGUAGGAGAGCAAAGAGCUCAGAAUCAAAGGGCCCUCAGUGCCACCCGUAGAAGAGAUGACGAAUGAAGAAGUGGGAGAGAAGGGGAGUGGAGAUUGACUCAGAACAACGCUGCAUUCCCAAGCCUCUCUCUGUAAAUUUUGAAUAAAACGCAGAUGGUAAGGACUUUUCCUUCUCUUAUCUGUUCCUGGCAACCUGCCGUGGGGGUUGGUUCCUCUGCUGCCUGACAGCCACUGAGGAUUGGCUCCUAGGGUCGCUUUGGAUAAGGUGCAUGGGAAGAGCACUGAAGAGUUGUUCUGCAUGUUCCAAAGCUAAACGUUUUGGAACACUGGAAACACAAGGUGCUCCCGUUUCAAGAGAAUGGUGUGCAAGUUCUGUUACAUCCAGUGGAACAUCAAGGAAAACACACCUUAAUCACUCCAAAUCAUUUGCUCCUGUACAUGCGCAUAAAAUAGUCAAUCUUGCUGGAAAGCAACACGUGGCAAUUGGCAUUGUUCAUUGCAAUGCACAUCGCAUUACAGUCAUACCUUAUGUUAUGUUUGCUUCAUGUUAUGUCUUUUCAGGUUGCGUCCCGUGGCAACCCAGAAGUACUGGAAAGGGUUACUUCCGGGUUUCGCUGCAUGCGCACAAGCGCCAAAUCGCACCGCGCACCUGUGCAGAUAUGGCGCUUCAGGUUGAAGGCUUUUCAGGUUGCAAACGGGCCUCCGGAACGGAUCCCGUUCGCAACCAGAGGUACCACUGUAUUACGGUGAUGGUAUAAUUAUAAGAUCACUGUACAAUCUUAGAAGGUGGUGUGGCUGUGGCUAUCAUGAAGGAAGCCUGCACUUCUGAAUUUGCCACGACACUUCAGACUGUUUACCCCAAUAAGUGGGGAUAAUAAGCACAUAUGUCUUUCUUCAAACGGAUAUUUAGGUAUUCCUUUUAUGCCUCACCAAUGUCUCUGAGGUUUUUUUGUUUUUGUUUUUAAGCCUACAGAGCUAAGCUGGGAAUGCUGAAUACCGUGUCCAAGAUACGAGGGCAAGUGAAAGCCACAGGGUACCCUCAGACAGAAGGGCUGCUUGGAGAGUGUAUGCUUCGAUAUGGGAGAGAACUCGGAGAAGACUCCGCAUUUGGUGAGCAUCUGCAGCUAUGUGGCUUCUGUGGCCUGUGCAUGUGGCAUGUGGUUGUGGUGGGGAAGACAGGCCCUGCCCCAUGGAGCUUACAGUGGAGGAGGUAAUAGAGGGAGGAGAGGCAAGGCUGAGACAGAAUGAACGUGAGAGAGUACAGCUCACAGAGGCAGAUACAUUUCAUGUAUUUGCCAUACUAAAGACGGUCCUCUAAAAGUACAAAAUCUUUGACUGGCAGAAGACAUUGACAGGCAGCCUGACUCCCUCCUUUGGCAAUCUUCACAGAACUUUAGCUUAAUGGUUGCCAUCAAUUUGAUUUUAAUUAAUUUUUAUAAUGAAAUGUUUUUAGAAUGUUGCACUAUUUUAUUGUUGUUAGCCAUCCUGAGCCCGGCUUCGGCUGGGGAGGGCGGGAUAUAAAUAAAAUUUUUUAUUAUUAUUAGGCCUGUGAGGUGGUUUUCUCCACACCACACCCACCUAUUUUUCUAGAGAAAGAGGUGCCGGAACUCACCAUGUUCAGUGGCAGAGGAACCCUCUCCGGCACCUGGGGCAGCGCAGCCCGUAUGGACUGUGCAUGGGCGGCUUCCCGCAUGUGCGCACUUUGUAAGGAAUGCCGCACAUGUGCAGUCUGUAUGGGCUGCCGCUUGCACAGCGACGCUUGGACGAAGUGCGCAUGUGCAGCAACCCAUACAAGCAGCAUUCCAUACGGACUGCUCACGCGCAGCAGCCCAUACGGUCGCUGUGUGAGAGGGAGCGUGUACGGACAGUGCGUGAGAGCAGUCGGCCGCUCUACAGCUGGGGGGAGGUAGGGGCCAUCUUGUCACCCCUCUCAGAGUGGCACCCGGGGCGUACUGCCCCCUCCGCCCCCUUCCUCCUCCCCUGACCAUGUUCUCUUAUAAUGGCAAUGGUGCCCACCUGAGAGGUGCCAGAACUGAGUUCUGCUGAGGGCUGAAAAAAAGCCUUGCCUAUGGCUUUCUGAAAACAAAAGGUGGCCCCACCCCCAAAAAAGGUAAGUGGGGGGCUUGGAUUGUGAGCUGUUCCUGCCUACAACACGAGGGCAGGGGAAAAUACAGGGGAUUGGAAAGCUGUUCAUAUUUAUGAGAACAGAGGGUGACAAUGGAGCAUAUGGUUUUAAUACCUAGGUUGUUGGGUUUUUGCCCUCUUCUACAGCACAUAUGGUACUCAUUUGAUUUAAUGAGUGUUGCUUUUUCUCUACAAGGCACUGCCCUAAUCGAUUCAGGGGAGAGCAUGAAGCUGAUGGGCGAAGUGAAAGACUCUCUGGACAUCAACGUCAAGCAAAACUUCAUCGAUCCUCUUCAGCUGUUGCAAGACAAGGAUUUAAAAGAGAUUGGGGUGAGUUUAUUUCUGGCUUGCGUGUUUUGCCUUUUCAAAUGUGCCAGGAGGUGUGGCGCAUCAAUCCCUUGAGAAAUUUCACAAAGUGUCUCCGAACUUUUACCGUGAGCAUCUCUAAUUCUGCUGUAGCUCUAUUUGGUUUGGAGCAAUGGGAACAUCUUCCCUCUCUGAGCCUUAGCAGGGCUUCUCUGUCCACAGCAGCUAAUCAUCCCUGUUCUCUCCCAACCAUUGUAAAAUAUUAGCAAUCUCUUCACCCCUCUCUUCGCACAAGCAAGUAAACAAACCAGGAAGUCUUCCGAUAGCUAUCGUUUCCUGGUUUGGGUAAAAUGGGAAACCAUGGUUAGCAACUUUGGGGAAAGCUACGAUAUUAGCAGCUAAUUUCUCCUACAGGCUCAUUUACACUUCCACUUUCCUUGCUGCUUUCCCCCAGGAAAACCCACUGUUUACUGCUGAAUGGGAGCAGAUGUCAAUCGGGUUUUCUCCGGGUUCAAGUUUUCGAUUCAGCACUAAAGAGCAAGUUUUCCAGGGGAAAGGCAAAACUGCUUGGAUUCAUGCUUUCUAGACAUGGGAUAAGGAAAAGUGUGAAUGAGCCCUGUUUCUCCUCCUCCCACCCACUGAGAAAAUUAGCUGCUGAAGGAGAGAUAAAAUAGCUGUGGAGAAACCUGAUAGAACCAGGGUUUGCUUUUCUCCCUGCUAAGCCUCUCCAGUUUCCUCUGUUCCUCUUUGUAACUGAUGGCGGUUGGCAUCCAACACCAUCUAGAGGACCACAGCUCUCCCCCCCACCGCCACUUUUCAUAUUCAAAUGCAACCAUGGUUUAGCAUUAUGUCUCUCGUGUUAACCAUGGUUUGUCAUUAUCUCUCUUGUGUUAACUACCACACUGCAGUCAGAAUAAUAAUAAAAAAUUCAGAACUUGACUGAAAGCCAGGAUGCAAAGUGAAACCAUAUUUUGGCAGUCUCUUGCUUCUCAUUCGGGGAGUCUAAAGGUCCCCCCCCACACAUUGAGUGAAGUGUCCUGCAUGAAAGGAUUUAUUGCUGUGUAGUAUUUGGAGUGUUCACAGAUGCUGGGUUUCUUUGGUUGAGGGGUGUUUGUUUUUUGGCUGACAUCCCACGUGACUUUCCCUAAGUGCAUAAAUCAACAUAAUAUCGUCUUUAACCGAAACAUGCUUGCAAAACGUCAUUUGGGGCUCCUUGCCAUUUGGAUUCUUAGCAAUUGGAUAUCUUUUUGUUUGGCUUUUUGUUUUGAACACAGCACCACCUGAAGAAACUAGAAGGCCGGCGUUUAGAUUACGAUUACAAAAAGAAGCGUCUAGGGAAGAUACCAGAUGAGGAGGUUAAGCAAGCUGUGGAAAAGUUCGAAGAAUCCAAAGAACUGGCAGAGAGGAGCAUGUUCAACUUUUUAGAAAAUGAUGUAAGACCCUCUUGCUGAUUUUAAGGUCUUUGAGAGUGCAAGGACUGAUUUGGUGUGUUUGUGUGCAUUCCAUGUGGUUGCAGUGUCCUAACUACUAGUGUGUGUGUGUGUGUGUGUGUGUAUGUACAAUCAAAGUAGGACGCGGGUGGCGCUGUGGUUUAACCACUGAGCCUCUUGGGCUUGCUGAUAGGAAGGUUGAUGGUUCGAAUCCCCAUUACGGGGUGAGCUCCCAUUGCUCUGUCCCAGCUCCUGCCAGCCUAGCAGUUCAAAAGCACACCAGUGCAAGUAGAUAAAUAGGUACCACUGCAGUGGGAAAGUAAACAGCGUUUUUGUGUGCUCUGGCUUCUGUCAUGGUGUCCCAUUGUGCCAGAAGCAGUUUAGCCCUGCUGGCCGCAUGACCCAGAAAGCUGUCUGUGGUCAAAUGCCUGCUCCCUCGGCCUGAAAGCGAGAUGAGCACCACAACCUCAUUGUCACCUUUGACUGGACUUAACCGUCCAGGGAUCAUUUAACUUUACCUUUACCUUUUACAAUCAAGGUUUUUAAGCCAUACAGUCACAAACUCUAUACAAAAGAGAUGUGUAAACAGUGACGCAAAAGCGGGCGUGUAUUAUCUUGAUCUUGAUGUUUACAAUCCCAGAACACAUAAUGAAAAACAACCAUAGUACCAGAUUCAUUUAGUGCUCUGCUAUAAUACAUUCUCCUGAUCCUUUACUGUUAUAGAGAAGAUUUCGUUUAUAGUUUGUUUGUUUGUUUGGUAUAUUUGUAUCCUGCCUUUACUCCUAGAGGAGCCCAAGGGCGACAAAUGUCAAAAUCUUAAACCAACAUAUUUUAAGCAUUUAAAAACAAUUUUAAACAUCAAAAAAACAACAGUUAAUAACAUUUUAUCAAACCAUUUGGUUGCCAUUAGAUAUGAGGUUUAUUGUAUUAAUGUUCCUGGUUAUAAUGCUAGCUGGCACUUCUGUCCUGAUUUCUGGCAUUCCUUUUACACUACAUUACCUGUUGUGUUAUGGCACCGUGGCUUUUUGAUUCAUAUACCACCAUGUGAAGCUAAAUUUCAAAUAGUAGGGAAAAAAAGGUAUGCCAGGAUACCUCUCCAUAUUUUGUUGUGUAAAAUUGCAACAUAGAACUCCCGUGAUUUUCCCACGGAGCUGAAAUUGGGUUUUGUUUUCUGGAUACAAUUAACACAGAAAUGAAUGCUAAGCUUUUGCUAGAUUUCCAGAAUUGGCUUUUACAUUGUGUGAAAGAGCACAUAAAAUGCAAACAAUUAACAGAUAAGGAAACAACAGGAAAAUACAAUAAAGUGAAUGCAGCCAAUGUCUACUCAAAAGUAAGCCCUGUUGAAUUCAAGUGUGUGUAGGACUGGAGCCUAAAAUUCUUAAAUCAGUUGACAGCCUUUGAGAAUACAGUUCUUGUACGGCUGUGUAUCAGCCACUUUCCUUUGCCAGUUCCAAAUACAGAACUGAUGAGUUUAGAAAUAUAUUAUACAAUGCAGCCCCCUUGGAGUGGUCUCAACAUCAUAUCUGUCAACAACUGCCCUGGAAAAACUGGGACAUCCCAGUUUAUCCCAAAUUGGUGGCCAAUUUGGGUGCCUUGCUUUUGCAUGACUUCGGGCUGAGAUAUUGCCAUGAAAAAGUGCUUUUUCCAGGUGUGCGAUCUUGCGUGGGUCAUGUGAUUUGUGUGGGAUUUUGGAAACCCAGGAGGUAGUGCCUUGGAAAUUGAGGCCGUGUCGUUUUGGAAGGUACGCAGUAGUCUCAAAGGUGCUAUAUCUUUAUUUUAAACCUGUUAAUCUUUAUUUAUUUAUAUUUAAUGCGGUUUGUUGUUUUUAACACUCGAUCGGGAGCCGCCCAGAGUGGCUGGGGAAACUCAGCCAGAUGGGUGGGGUAUAAAUAAUAAAUUGUUAUUGUUAUUGUUAUUAUCUGGGGCUGCCAGUGUGGUACCUGUGCAGGGGUGGAGGAAGGGGUGUGUGGUGGGUGUGGACCGCCCUGCGUGUCACCACUGAGGGGGGUGACAAAAUGCCGGGGGGCACUCACCGCGGGGCCUGCAGUGCGCCCAAGUCACGCAUCGCUCCUGCCCAAAUGGUCUGCCCACUCCCUUCCUCCCCCCUCCCCCACGGUUUAGGACGGCUGAGUGGGAGGAGGCAGGCAGACUCCAGAGGCCCCACAGUGCACCCUUCCCCUAUGGAUGCCUCGCCCUGCCCCUGGGUGCGCUGCCACAGGUGCCAGAGCAUCUUCCUCCGCCGCUGUAUCUGUGGACAUCAUGGUGCCCUUGAGGGCUUCCCUUGGUGGCGCCAACGCCUUGGAGCAUCCCAGCACCCCAGUCCCUGCCCUUCUUUUGUCACGAGGUGGUGAGAAAACCGCCCCCUUUGAGCUGAACAACAACAACACUUUCUCACUUCGGCUGUGUUUGCUUUGAGGCUCCCCCUGCAUAGCACAUUUAAAUCGGCGCCAUACCGCUUUAACACUCAUGGCUUUGCGCAAAGAAUUCUGGGAAUUGUAGUCCCCUGAGAGUUGUUAGGAGACUCCUGUUUCUCCCCCACAGAGCUAUAAUUUUCUGAGUGAUUAAACAGCCAGCGCCUCUUCCCAAGGGACUCUGGGAACUGUAGCUCUCUGAGGGGAAUAGGGGUCUCCUAACAACUCCCAACCCCUGUUUACAGUGGUAUGGUACCACUUUUAAUAAAUUGUGCAGAUGGGGCCUAAAUGGUGUGGAUGUGACCAUCCUUUCAAAAUUCCAAAUGCGCCCAUGAAUCCAAAGAAGUCUGGCAAUCCCUGUCCUAUAUUGUAGUAGAGAGGAAACGGUAGGCCUUUGCCUGCCCCUGUCUGUUUCUUUAAAAUCAUCUAUGCUUUAUGUUGAUGGCUAAUGGCAGCUUUAAAACAGAGACAAAUGGCUGUGUUUUUGUUCUUUGUAUUGCUUUAGAAAGGCUGCCACCUGGUGAGAGAAGUGAGGAUUAUCACAGAGUUCCCUGUGUGUGGUUUACUAAGAAACAAUUUCUGGGUUUCUCUGGUAAGACACACCGCAUCCUGAGAACUCCAUCCUUUCCACUGACAGGAGCACUGAUAAGAUGCCUUAUGCUGAAUCUGACUAUUGGUUCCCCGAGCUCAGGUUUGUCUACACCUGGGAUGGUGAACCUCAGGCCUCGGGGCCAAAUGUGGCCCCCAGGUCUCUCAUUCUGGCCCCUGGAACUCUCCCCAGGCCACAUCCCCUUUCAGCUCUGCUUUGCAUCCUCCUUGAGUGUUAUGACCUGUCUGGAGUUUGUUCUUGGACUCUGAUGAUGCUUCUGGCUUGCCUUGAUGGAAUUGGUUUCAUGUAUGCGAUGUUUUCAACUGUUUUUAUUUGUGUAUAAUGGUUUUUAAUUCUGCAACUGUUUUAACUUUUUACAUAUGACUGCUUUGUGUAUGUUGCUUCAUUGCAAAUCACUUCAGGAUGUCUCGUGGGAAGAGGUUCAUAAAUGCAGUAAAUAAUAUUAAUAUGCAGUAAAUAAUAUUAAUUAGUGAUGUAUGGAAGUGAGAGCUGGACCAUAAAGAAGGCUGAUCGCCGAAGAAUUGAUGCUUUUGAAUGAUGGUGCUGGAGGAGACUCUUGAGAGUCCCAUGGACUGCAAGAAGAUCAAACCUAUCCAUUCUGAAGGAAAUCAGCCCGGAGUGCUCACUGGAAGGACAGAUCGUGAAGCUGAGGCUCCAAUACUCUGGCCACCUCAUGAGAAGAGAAGACUCCCUGGAAAAGACCCUGAUGUUGGGAAAGAUGGAGGGCACAAGGAGAAGGGGACGACAGAGGACGAGAUGGUUGGAUGGUGUUCUCAAGGCUACCAGCAGGAGUUUGACCAAACUGCGGGAGGCAGUGGAAGACAGGAGUGCCUGGCGUGCUCUGGUCCAUGGGGUCACGAAGAGUCGGACACGACUAAACGACAACAACAAAUAAUAUUAAUAUUAAUGCUUCCCAAGAAAAGAACCAGUGUGGACACAUAUUGUGGCAACCUUUUUUGUACCAUCAAUCUCACUCUCUUGCCUACUUUCAGCAGUUCUUACUCCUUGCGUCCUCCCUUUCUUUAGGCCAGCUUAGUGCCCUCCAGAUUUUUUUGUACAACAACUGUGCUGGCUAAGGCUGAUGGGAGUUGUCCCAAACAUCUGGAGGGCACCGGGUUGGCAAAGACUGCUCUAGGGUCUUCUACAACAAUAACGGCUGCUGGGUGCCCCUUUCUCCUGGUCAUGCAAUGCAAGCCCCUUUUUGUGUAUUCAGAUUUGGGAACAUCGUGCAAAGCCUGUUAUAUAAAUUCCCUUUCCAUUGCCUCCUUUUCAGAUAGAGCAAGUGAGCCAGUUGCUAGUCUUUGUAGAAGCUGCAGUAGAGUAUCAUAAGCAGUCUACAGAGAUUCUAGAGGAUCUGCAGAGCAAGCUACAAAACAGGUAAGAAUUACUCCAGGUUACCUCUGGUUCAUCUUAAAACCAGGAGUGGGGAGCCUUUUGUCCUCUGUAGGUUGUUGGACUACAACUCCCAUCAGUCUUGACAGGGAUGGAAGGGACAGUCCAUUUCAGUUCUCGUGAUUCCUCCUUUUUCCCAUCUUCAAUCCAGUUCUUCACAUUUCUGCAGCAAUUUGAGAUAUUUAAUCCUCAUGAAAAUUCUUCAGCAUUUUCUUGCCACUUCCUCCUAAUCAACACAUUUAUGUAUGCCGCAUUGACUAAUGUACACAUUUUCCCAAGCCAUUUCUCCUAACUGCAUUUUCGUAUGUUAGAUUUACUAAUAUAUUCAUUUUUAUGCACACUUUCCCUAAUACAGUCGUACUUUGGUUGUCAAACGCCUUGGUACUCAGACGUUCUGGCUCCUGAACGCCGCAAAUCCGGAAGUGAGUAUUCUGGUUUGCGAAUGUUUUUUGGAAGCCAAAUGUCUGACACGACUUCCGCUGCUUCCGAUUGAGUACAGGAAGCUCCUGCAGCCAAUCGGAAGCCGCGCCUUGGUUUUUGAACCAUUCUAGGAGAUGAACAGACUCCCAGAAUGGAUUAAGUUCGACAACCAAGGUACCACUGUGUAUGCAUUCUUGUGAGCGUUUUGGUAGGUGAACUGCAUCUUAAAAUUCAGGUAAUUGAGAUUUUCAAAGGGUGGUGGUGCUUCAGUUCCCAUAUUGUUUCAGAAAGUGGAAAUCUGAUAAAUUUGGCUUUGGAUGCGAACUAAAUUGAAUCCCUCCCCCAUCCCUAGUCUUGACUACUAGACCUGCUUACUACUGGGGCUGGUGGGAGGCAUAUUCAUCAACAUCUGGCGAGCCAAAGAUCUCCCACCCCUGCUUUAAACACUGCCAGCUAUGGCUCUCUGCAUCUUCCAGGGUCAUAGAGUUUUGACCCUUGACUUCUCUGUUUGCAGGAUAAACAUAGCGUCAAGUCGUCCAAGACGUGAAUUCAAGCCAAAGCCGGUGAUAAGGACACCUCUUGAAAUAAGCAACGGUCAGCAGCACAAUGGGAUUUCAUUCAGUCCAUCGAUAAAAUCCACAGGUGAGCAUGCAUUUGUGAAACUGGCAACCCUCAAAACUAAGUUUGAAGCUCUUCAUGUGUAGCAGAUGAAAACUUGCUAAAUGAAUAUAUCCUUCUCUUGACUUCAUUCUGGGCUAAGGUAUAAAUUGCCUUCAUUCCCGUUUCUAAUGACCUACAUAGACAGUCUGCCUGCAGUAACAUUUAUCUACUAAAUUUGCUCCUUGUCCCCUUCCUGAAAAUAUGCCCCACAUUAUCACUUAGGAACCAACAUGCUCUGGUUGUAGAGGCAGACCCACACAAUACAGUGGUACCUCGGGUUACAUACGCUUCAGGUUCCAGAUGCUUCAGGUUACAGACUCUGCCAACCCAGAAAUAUUACCUUGGGUUAAGAACUUUGCUUAAGGAUGAGAACAGAAAUUGUGUUCCGGCAACGCGGCAGCAGCAGGAGGCCCCAUUAGCUAAAGUGGUGCUUCAGGUUAAAAACAGUUUCAGGUUAAGAACGGACCUCUGGAAUGAAUUAAGUACUUAACCAGAGGUACCACUGUACAUUUAAAGCAAAUCCAACACACAUGACUCCCCCCCCCCAGAGAACCCUGGGAACUGUAGUUUCUCCAUCAAGGGGCCUCAUUUCCCAGCACCCUUCACAAACUACAGUUCCCUGGAUUCUUUGGGUGAGUCAACUUCUUUAAAUAUGCGUUGGAUAUGUUUCAAAUGUAUGGUGUGGAUGUGCCCUAAGUUUCCUCCUUGCAUUAAAGAUCAGUUCUCUCUCCCCACCCACCGUGGGCUCCAUUCGUCCAACCAUUGUGCACCAAUGGGGGAAGAGCUGUAACUCAGUGUUAAGGCACCUGUCUCAAAUAGCAAAGGUCCUUGGUUCAAUCCCUGUCAUCUCCAGAUACGUAAGAGCAGAAGAGGAUGAGGCCAGUGGCCCAUGUAGUCCAGCAGCCUGUUCAUACAGUGGCCAACAACACGUCUCUGGCAGGAUUCAAGCACAAAAGCUCUCUCCCCUCCUGUGUUUUCCAGCUACUGCUAUUCAGGGGCAUUGGUGCCUCUAACUAUGGAGGCAGAUGGUAGCUUUCAUGGCUAGUAGUCACCGUCAGUCCUCUACAAUUGUGUUAUCAUCAUCAUCAUCAGAUCCCAGGGUGGUGUACAACAUUAAAAACACAUUACAGUGGUACCUCGGGUUAAGUACUUAAUUCGUUCCGGAGGUCUGUUCUCAACCUGAAACUGUUCUUAACCCGAAGCACCACUUUAGCUAAUGGGGCCUCCUGCUGCCGCUGCACCGCUGGAGCACGAUUUCUGUUCUCAUCCUGAAGCAAAGUUCUUAACCUGAAGCACUAUUUCUGGGUUAGCGGCGUCUGUAACCUGAAGCGUAUGUAACCUGAGGUACCACAGUACAGAAUACCUAGUGCUAUUUUUCUAGAAAAAGAGGUGCCGGAACUCGCCAUGAACGCCUUGUUCUCUUAUACAGUCAAACCUCGGUUCUCAACCGACUCCAUUUUCGAACGUUUCAGCUCCCGAAUGCCAAAAACCUGGAAGUAAAUGCUCCGGUUUUGGAACAUUUUUCAGAACCCGAAUGUCCGACGCGGCUUCCGCUUGAGUGCAAGAAGCUCUUGCAACCAGUCAGAAGCCGCGCCUCGGUUGUCAAACGUUUAAAAAGUCAAAUGGUCUUCCGGAACCGAUUCUGUUCAACAACGGAGGUUUGGCUGUAAUGGCAACGGCGCCCACCUGAGAGGUGCCGGAACUGAGUUCCAGCUGGAAAGAAAGCCUUGAGAACAUCGAUACAGACAUAAUAAAAAGCAUACUGACAGACAGCCUAAUAAUAAAAUAGUCACAACAGUCUUCCCACACUUUCACAGGCCAUUAAUAGCCAUAGGCCUGGGUAAUAAGGAAUGUUUUUGCCUGGUGCCUAAAGACGUGUGUCAGGGAACUGCCAUAGGCUCAGAGGCGAGAGAUAGAAGGGCAGUUGUGUUACAGGGAGCCCCCGAAAAUCUUGCGGAGCAGUUCCUCUUCUGGCAAGGAGGAAAGCCCCACCUCCAGUGGAGAGGAGGUGCAAGGACCAGAGGAUGCUAGUAAGAGCCUUAACACCGCGCCUGAGCCAGCCGGAGAGGAGGGAAGCACGCCCUUGCCAUCGCCCAUCAUGCGCAGUAGUCUGCGGCGCAGGGAGGGGCGGAAAAGGCUAGGGGUGACGAAACUUUUAUGUUGGGGGAGGUACAAAAACAGACUACUCCCGGAUUCUGCUAGCGAUUGAGCCAGACAUGAACUUAUCACGCUCUUCACUGUAAAUAGUUUGCACCAAAAUAAAACCUUUAAAUGACAGGUCGGAGUCCUGCCUGGUUACUCUCGAGCAACCGCAACAGCACCUGACAACGUGUAAUGAUGGUGGUAGGCAAGCCUCUCUGGGGAGAGCAUGUCCCAGAAAAUACACAUUCUCUUUUUCUUUUUUCUUUUUUGGAUUUGAUAUCCCGCUUUCUCACUCCCCUUCAGGAGUCUCAAAGCGGCUAACAUUCUCCUUUCCCUUCCUCCCCCACAACAAACACUCUGUGAGGUGAGUGAGGCUGAGAGACUUCAAAGAAGUGUGACUAGCCCAAGGUCACCCAGCAGCUGAAUGUGGAGGAGCGGGGAAGCGAACCCGGUUCACCAGAUUAUGAGUCUAUUGCUCUUAACCACUACACCACACUGGCUCUCUUGUGGCCACCCUCCGAACCGCUCUGGGAUGGAGGACAUAGAGAAGGGCCUCAGAUGACAUGCAGAGGGUCUGGGUCAGUUCAUAUGGGGAGAGGUGAUCCUUAAGGUAUUGGGAGAGACUCCUGCCUGAAAUCUAGCUGCCAGUUGGAGUAGACAGUGCUGAGUUAAUUGAACUGAUGGGUCUGAUUUGGUAUAAAUCAGCUUCCUAUAUUGACUUGCUAUGAACAUAGGAAGUAGCCUUCUGCUGAGUCGGCAUAAUAAUACUACAACAAUGGGUUAAUUUUGUUUUGUCAUGAAUAAUCUUGGGCAAAACCUGCAGAACGUCAGGUUAAAAAUUGCUCUCUCGUGUGACUCUGGGCAGGUUCUUCAUCACAUAUGGACCAGCCUUGCUGCCAAGCUUUAUAUGACUUUGAGCCAGAAAACGAAGGCGAGCUUGGAUUUAAGGAAGGCGACGUCAUCACGCUGACCAAUCAGAUCGAUGAGAACUGGUUCGAAGGCAUGUUGAAUGGCGAAUCAGGCUUCUUUCCCAUCAAUUACGUGGAAGUUGUGGUGCCGUUGCCUCAGUGAGCCUGCCCUCCUCACGUCACAAAUGCAUUUUCGUGAGUGAAAAGAAGUCUUUCCCCCAAAGUGGCUUUUCAUUUGUGUGGCAUUCUACGAAAGCCUUGUUCUUUUGACCAACUUACUGACUUUUUUGUAUGUGUCUUUAAAAAAAAAAAAAGUAUUUAUUUUGUAUUCAUGUAGUUUGUACAUAUAUAUAUAUCUCGUAUAAAAAAAUCCUCCCCUUUUGUUAAAUAAACACACACAGAUUUCCCUGACCUAAUUCCUUGCUUUGUGCCUUGAAGAUCUGUACGUUUACUGAUAGAUCAACUGUUGCUUCCCAAGUGCAUUUACUUCCUCGCAUGAUGUCGGAAACUUCCCUCUACCUGCAGUGAAUUUACUUGUGGGCACAAUUUUUGAAGCUGCUGUGAGUAAGAGCUAGUUCUCAGUGAGCUACCUUAGUUACAUUCAACCUAACUGUGAAAAGCUAAUACCUGUUGUGCGCUGUACCCGAACAAAAAUGCCAAGUCAAUGUCACAGCUAAAUUGAUUCUCCAUUGAGCAAAUGUAAUAAACACUGUUGUGGGAAAUGCGC
Podarcis lilfordi (Lilford's wall lizard) is the source of this 47210-nucleotide messenger RNA. The record is from the annotation of a GenBank genome assembly. NCBI's taxonomy places the organism in Eukaryota, Metazoa, Chordata, Lepidosauria, Squamata, Lacertidae.